Molecule: messenger RNA, 70696 nt
Organism: Pelobates cultripes (western spadefoot toad)
Lineage: Eukaryota; Metazoa; Chordata; Amphibia; Anura; Pelobatidae
Source: the annotation of a GenBank genome assembly
CACUGACCAACCCACUCUUUCCGUCACUCCUGAUAUGUGCAGAAAUAGCAUUGCUUCAUAGCUGCCAGAUUUAAAAGUCAACUCUCUCUCUCUGACCAAGGUCAGUCACCAGAGACGAGCUGGAUCUGAGAACAGGACUUUACGUGGACUGGUGGGACUCAACUGUCAGUACUACUGGGCUAGAAAUUUACCAAACCCUGCGGCUUUCCAACGCGACCAACCACCGCACCUUGACUUAUUAUAUUCUAUCUCCCAUCCACGAUGAACGUGGCACCUUGUUCUCGCUGUGGUUUUGGAGUAUAUCCUGCUGAGAAGAUAAACUGUAUAGACCAGGUCAGUGAAAAUAAAACCAAAUUCAAUUUUACCAAAUCCUGUAAAAAUAAGUGCAAGUAAGGCAUUUUUCUGGUACUGGAAUAGUCGCAAAAUGACAUAGGAAUAAACGAUUUGUUUUUUAAUGUGCUGGUUGAUCAACGAACUGGGUAAAAUAGAAGUCUAAUUGUUUGUCUUGUUAUUUUUCUGUAACAUUUUAUUGUGUAGUGAGGAUACAUACAGAAUAACACAAAUACACAUUUUAAAAAUAAUGAGGAACCAAACAAUACGAUAUCUGUAAAUAAAAUCAGCAAUUAAAACCCAGAUAGUCAGCCUGUGUGAUGGUGGUGAGAGUAAAGUGAUUGUAUUCUGAGACCAGAGUAAAAAUCUUGUUGGAUCCAGUAUCGGUUACAGAUCUAGAGAGAGAAAGCUAUAAGUGAACUGACUCUCCAACAAACACUCUGGGAGCUGUGCCUGAGGGAUUAGAGCUGAUCGUCUGAUGAGUAAAUAUAGAAUAUUUCCAGUAUUUUAACCCCUUAAGAACCAAACUUCUGGAAUAAACGGGAAUCAUGACAUGUCACACAUGUCAUGUGUCCUUAAGGGGUUAAAGGGGCUCGAAUGUUAGUGUUGUGGCCCCUUAGAGAUCCUAAAGUUUGCAUAAAUCUAAGGAUCACUGAAGACAACAUUGCGUCCAUUAUUAUCCUUCAAUGGCAUGGACUGGUGGUUCUUUGGAGCUUCAUGAACGUCAUCUUUAGCUUCUCUUUUUCGAACGUAAAAGAACGUAAUUUGGCCAUUGUUCGGUGCCUCAGUUGGAGUCUUGGAAGAUUGUGGAACUCGGAAGCUGAGAUCGAGGGUUUGGGUAGAAGGCAGAUAUAGUGAGGGAGACCCUCUAUAGAAAUAUUCUUUGGAAUGCCUCUGGAUCUUAAAUUCCCCAAAUGCUGCUACCAGCCAGAAGGUACACAAGGGCUAGGGGCUGUGCCCGUCAUAUCUGCAGCUGGUAGAAUCUUGGCCGAGUGGUUUGUUCUUCAUUGCUGCAAUGCUGCCAGUUGUUGUCACCACUUCCUCUCAGCCUUCAAGAGGUUGACCAGUUCCUUGAUAUCUGCUUAGAUGGAAGAAAUUAUUUUGUCAUUGGAGAUAAAAGUCCAGUUAAAUGGAUUCACUGUGAAUGAAUGUACAAGGAAGUAUGAACAUACAGAAUGUGAAAAAGAUUGAGCAUAAAAUAAUGUAAAGGAUACAAAUAUGUUUACGUGUAAUUCUAAAUGUGUCUUCAUCACCUUUUUGCAUUUUGUUACUACAUACGAAACCAGUAGGAGUGGGUUUUUUGCCCGGAACGCAUUCUUCGCCAUUUCUGCUAUUCUAAUAUUUGAAUGUUUCCAAAUGAGGAUGGAAUAGAUCGUAAAGGAACUCAAGUCAUUCGAAGACUUCUUGGACUUUAUUUUAUUGUAUUCUACUUCAUUUUAUUUUACAUAUUGUAUAAUAUCUACUUUUUGCUCCCUUUUAUACUAAGUAAUUUGUUGUAUUAGUCUUUUCUAUUUUGGCGGCGGAACCUGUUUUUUGGGGCGUAGGUGGGUCCCCAGUUUCAGAGUUUGUCCCCUUGGUCUGCCUGCUCUAUCACUUCCAGUGGUUGACCUUUGUUUUACUAGUAACGAGAAACAUGGAGGAGUAAUGUUCAUUGUGGACGCUUGUCUCAUUGGUUGAUUUUUUUUAGGGAUCUUCCAGGCAUAACGAUUACUAAUAUUUUCAAAGUAGACGUUUUGUGGUUUUAUUUGAAUUAAUACAAUACUUCAUUAAAAUCAGAACAUAUGUUAUUUUAAUUGUAAAUGUCCUGUUACAUGUACUGUUUUAUAUGUAUCACUAAGGCAAUUAAAUUACAGUUUUUUUAUCCACUGGAUAUUCUAUCUAAUGUCUAUGUUUAGUUAAAAUGUUAGUUAUAAUUGUUUAAAGGAACAGUAUAGCAUUAGACAGACAAACAGAGAGAUUUGCUUUCCUUUCGUCCCUCGCUGCAGUCAUGCCCUUCCUCCCGGGCAGAGUUCUUUAAUUGUGAUGAUCUUAUCCAAUCAAAUGCUUUCCAAUAACGGAAAUACUAAGAAACUUGUAUGCACGCAUUGCAAAUCACUGUGCUGCUCCAAUCAGCAUCUCUACAAGGGAACAUUCAGUAUCUCCUUGCAGAAUGUUGGUUUGAUACGGGAGGGCUUGCAAAGGCUGCAAACAAGAGAUCUGCAGCUUUUGCAAGUUGAUUCUAGAUAUAGCCCCAAUGAUUUCAAACAUAUAUAUAUAUACAGUUAAAUGAAUGUGUAUUUUCAUUGGGGGUAUAUGUGCCAAACCGUUGGGUGUCAAUUCAAGCUGUAGUGGGUCUAGAAUCGAUAGUGUCCAUUGAGCUUCUCUUCUUUGCUGAUGUUGGCAUGUGUAACUUGACAGAACCCUGAGUAACAAACCUGUUCAUACAGAAAUAGAAGUUAGACGCAAGGUAACUUCUGGCAGCAAAAUCACACGUUUUCACAUUAUUUAAGGUCUUGUUUUUAAGAAUGGAAAUACGUUUUUAGACAUAGCUGGAGGAUUAAAGAAUGAGUUGGGGAACUGCAAUCUAUACAUUCAAUAAAUAUUUUCUAUCUUUGAUAUUGGUACAAUGUGCUUAUUAGAACUGGAAUUGUCAGUUUCACAGACGAAUCACGAAAUUAAAAAAGCAAACAAUAGACAAAACUAUUUCAUUUGUUUUAUUCUAUCCGUGGCACCAAAAAUACGAAAAUUGCUAUAAAAAUAGAGAUGGUUAAUAUAAAAAUAUGAUUGAUUAAUAUAAAAAUAGAGAUGAUUUAUGAAAAAAAAACAUGAUUAGGGGACAGUCACUAAAUAUAUUGAUAGAUCAAGUGAGAAGCAGUCAAUAGUGAGAAAGGAGGAGGAGUCAUAAAAUAAACCUGUGGUUAUAUAAAAUAUACUCUAUGUUUAAUAAAUAUAUCAUCUAUAAAUAAAAAAUGUUUGUUUCUUCCUUUUUUUCCUCUGUUGGUUACGUUUUAUCACUUGAUCUGUGAACCACAAGGAGCGAAAACAUCUGUGUGUAUUGCAAGAUAUAUACAUAAUAUUUAUAUUAGUAUUGUUUAUAUUUAUAUUAUUAAUAUGGAUAUUAGUAUUAUUUAUGUUAGUAUUAUUAAUAUUGUGCAGUGCACUAAUUGGCCAUUUUCAUUUAUCUGAAUAGUUUUCCCUGAAACUAUUAUGUCCAAACUUGAACUUGUCCAAACCAAACUCGACAGGGAAGAAUCCAGAAUUGACGGAAACAAUAAUUAUUUUUUCUUCAGACUAAUUGAAUCUAACUAAUCCAUGUUUUCCGCUGUACACUGUUUAUUUAUGUAGCGGAAGGCUGUGUGGCUGGAGUUGUGGGAGGGGUUAUCAACUCCCCACCCCACUUACCGCUGGGCGUUUUGCGUUCUUAUGUAUCAACACUGAACACAUUUGUACAUAUUUCUAAAUUCAUGAAACUGGACCAGUCUACACUGUGGUCACUGUAGCAGAGGAUCUUGGUUAAUGUAGUUUAUAAAUGCCCUUAUGGACAGGUUAAGCCUUCACUGUGGGUAUCCUCCAAUCAAUAUACAGUUAGGUCCGUAAAUAUUUAGACACUGACACACAUUUUGUUAUUUUGGCUGUUUACCAAAAUACAUUCAAGAUGUUAAUGAAUAUAGGCUUAAAUUUCAGUCUCACAGCUUUAAUUUGAGAGUAUUUACAUCCGAAUUGGAGGAAGGGUUUAGGAAUUACAGCUCUUUAAUAUAUAGUCAAUAUGUAACCCCCUCGUUUUAAAGAGACCAAAAGUAAUUGGACAAUUGUGCUGUUUCAUGGAUAGGUGUUGGCUAUUCCUUCAUUGUUUAUUCAUCAAUGAAGCAGGUAUACGGUCAGAGUUAAUCCCAGGUGUGGUAAUCAUUUGGAAGCUGUUGCUUUGAUCCCACAACAUGCGGUUUAAAGUAGCUCUCAAUAAAGGUAAAACAGGCCAUUCUUAGGCUGCAAAAAAAAAAAGAAGAAAAUAAAAAUCCAUCAUAGAGUUAGCAGGAACAUUACUGGUGGCCAAAUCAACAAUUUGGUACAUUCUGAGAUAAAAAGCACUGGGGAGCUCUGCAAUUCAAAAAGGCCUGGACGUCCACUGAAGUCCACGGAAGACAACAGUGGUAGAUAAUCGUAGGAUCCUUUUCAUGCUAAGAAAAACCCCUUCCAAACAUCCAGCCAAGUGAAGAACACUCUCCAGGAGGUAGGUUUAUCAUUAUCCAAGUCUACCAUAAAGAUAGUACCUCAUGAGAGCAAACACAGAGGGUUCACCACAAGGUGCAAACCAUUCAUAAGCCUCAAAAAUAGAAAGGCCAUAUCAGACUUUGCCAAAAAACAUUAGAAGAAACUAAAAUCAAGCUGAACCAGAAUGAUGAAAGAAAAAAUGAUGGAGAAGGCUUGGAAUGGCUCAUGAUCUGAAUCAUAUCAUGGCCCAAGACAUGCUGGACCCAGGAGUAUUUAAAGGCAAAUAAGUGGAAUAUUCGUUAAUUGCCGCGUCAAUCACCUGAUCUGAACAUGAUCGAGCAUGCAUUUCACUUGCUGAAGACAAAACAUAAUGCAGAAAGACCCACGAACAAGCAACAACUAAAGACAGCUGCAGUAAAGGUCAAAGCAUCACAAAGGAGGAAACCCAGCGUUUGGUGAUGGCAAUGCGUUCCAGACCUCCAACAGUCACUGUCUGCAAAGGUUUCUCGACAAAGUAUUAAAAAUUAACAUUUUAUUUAUGUUUGUGUUAAUUUGUCCAAUUCCAUUUGAGCACCUUAAAUAAAGGACCACUAUAGUGCCAGGAAAACAUACUCAUUUUCCUGACACUAUAGUGCCCUGGGGGUGCCCCCACCCUCAGGGCCCCCCUCCCGCCUGGCUCUAGGGGGUGGAAGGGGUUAAAUUUGCCUCUUUUUCCAGCACCGGGCGGGGGACUCUCCUCCUCCUCCUUGUCGUCGUCAUCGGCUGAAUGCGCAUUCUCAUUGCUUUCCUAUGGACGCUGGCGUCUUCUCACUGUGAUAUUCACAAUGAGAAGUGCGGAAGCGCCUCUAGCGGCUGUCAAUGAGACAGCCACUAGAGGCUGGAUUAACCCUAUUAUAAACAUAGCAGUUUCUCUGAAACUGCUAUGUUUACAGCAGGCAGGGUGAACCCUAGCUAGACCUGGCACCCAGACCACUUCAUUAAGCUGAAGUGGUCUGGGUGCCUAUAGUGGUCCUUUAAGGGAACUGUGACGGAACGCUGGCGCUCCGACUGAGUACCUCCGCCAAUCGAUGCUCCUAGUGCUCGCUGAGGACUCCAAGCACUCCAACCGACACCAUCAGCACUGCAGACCCCACUUCCAGCGAUGCAACUGCGCCGGGGUCUCUGCUGUUUCCACCCACCCUGGACCCAAGGCCAGGAUCCAGCUUCCAGUGGGUGAACCUCUCUUUCCCCAGAGAGCAGGAACAGGAACAAAUCAAGCUAUUGCAAGAGCUUCCUCUGGGGAGUAAGUGAUUAUAGCAAUCCCCAGAGUGUAGGUAUCCCUUCCCCCAAACAUGAGCCAAGGCUUAAUGCUGGAACAAGACUAAUUUACUGGCACACAGAACUCACAAUUUAUGCAACACAAAACUCCUCCUCUGGGCCAGGCUAGAUAAUUGAGUUUCUACAAUACACAAAGCUCAAUUAUCUGCUGGCCAGAAAUUAUACAGUUUCAUAAAACACACAGGGACCCCAAAACAUGCAAUAACCCCAUAAAAGUAUAUCCUUGGAACCGGGGGAUCUGGGUGAACCACAUAUCCAAAAUUCACCCAGAUCCGUUCAGUACUUUGGAAAAUACAGUUUAAUGCAGAUUCUGCAGAACAUAUACAGGCUAAAUGAAAAACAAUCACUUUAUAAUGUGUCCCCUGCUGUAUAGUCCAAAACCACUGCACGAUGUCUCUGUGCACCAAAUACUGGCAAGAUGGCACCGUGUUGAAAAGUCCAAACAGUGUCUGUGAGUUAAAAUGGCCGCCAUCCAUUGCUCACCAUGUGCAUCCAUUGUUCUCACCAUGUGCUUCUGAUACAGGAAAUGGUGGCCACCCAGUAACUCCACAGUAUGUCCCCAGAUGGUUCUUAAAGGGCCAGCAGCAGCACAACACAAAUCCAUUAUGCCCAAAUCAUGUCUUUAAAGGGGAAUACAUCCCAGGGGCCAUAGUCACAGGGCAAGAGGCGGGCAAGCAGUCCUCUCCAGGCACAAGUGGCGAAGGGCACUUCGUCACAGGAACUAUGGCUGCAAUUCCUAUAAAAUUAAAAAGUAUUUCAUGCAAUAUUUUUGUUCAACCCCUUGGGUUAAAGCUCUAAGUUUGCACUUGAAUUGCAUCCUGGUUGCUACAUUUCAAAUCCAUUGUUGCGGCUUACAAAGUCAAAAUUAUGAAAAUGGUGUCAGUGUACAAAGAUGUCCGAACCUAACUCUACCUCCUAUAAAUCCACACAUAGUCUGCAAACAUACAGAGGUUUUUUUUGUCGAUUAUUUCCACACUGUUCCAAUGCUGAAUUUGAUGCUGAUUUUACACAAGACAAUGAAUAAAUCUGCCCUGAUUCAGUCAGAAUAAACAUUUUCUACCAGAUUUGGUUUUAGUAAAUAUGAGAAUUGCAAAUUUGGUCAGUAUCCGUAUUUUUUUUUUUUAACUGAAUCCACUCACUGCAGACGAUGUUUACUAAAAAUAACCUUGUUAGCAUUGUGUUCUGCGUGAUGCUUGUGAGUGGAGCAUUACAAUCUACAUUCCGAGCUAACGUGUAUUGCGGAAGCCAUCUUGUGGUAGGAGCAAGUGAAUCUAAUUUAGUAUAUCUUCUUUACCAUUACCUUUGCUGCGCUUUUUACGAGCACAAUGAAAAUAUUUCAAACAUAAAAAGAAUAUCGCAUAGUUUGCAGAUAAACGUUCCACUAUAUAGUAAUAAAAUAACAAUAAUACAGUGAUUUGUUUUUCCGCAUAACAGCACAAAACAGAGCAUAAAGUGUCAAUCAAACACAACGUUCCCUCUAAUGUUUUCCCAUUCCAGAAUUUUGUGCACUGAAUGAUUGGGCGAAUGUAAAUCUGACAUUGAUUCUCGAUAAUAAUUCCUGAUAUUAUUUUUAAACCUUUGCCCCUCUAAUUUAAGACUAUGUCCUCUUGUUGUGGUAGUUUUUCUUCUUUUAAAUAUAGUCUCCUCCUUUACUGUGUUGAUUCCCUUUAUGUAUUUAAAUGUUUCUAUCAUAUCCCCCCUGUCUCGUCUUUCCUCCAAGCUAUUCAUGUUAAGAUCCUUUAUCAAGGAAAAAGCUUCUUUAAUUCUGAACAAAUGUGUUUAAAAUAUUAAAACACUAAACCAAAUAAACAAAGAACAAGUAGCAUAUAUAAAAGCCAAAAGUCAGUGUGUAAACUUGCAGAGGUUGCAGCCAAAUCCCAUAGAGGAGUCUUUUCGCCCUUGUUUAUAGGGAUACCAGAUCAAACGUUUUUUGGGAACCGUAUAGAUAUCCAAAAUAAAACAAAGAAGAAAGCCAAUAUGUAUACAGGGAGUGCAGAAUUAUUAGGCAAAUGAGUAUUUUGACCACAUCAUCCUCUUUAUGCAUGUUGUCUUACUCCAAGCUGUAUAGGCUCGAAAGCCUACUACCAAUUAAGCAUAUUAGGGGAUGUGCAUCUCUGUAAUGAGAAGGGGUGUGGUCUAAUGACAUCAACACCCUAUAUCAGGUGUGCAUAAUUAUUAGGCAACUUCCUUUCCUUUGGCAAAAUGGGUCAAAAGAAGGACUUGACAGGCUCAGAAAAGUCAAAAAUAGUGAGAUAUCUUGCAGAGGGAUGCAGCACUCUUAAAAUUGCAAAGCUUCUGAAGCGUGAUCAUCGAACAAUCAAGCGUUUCAUUCAAAAUAGUCAACAGGGUCGCAAGAAGCGUGUGGAAAAACCAAGGCGCAAAAUAACUGCCCAUGAACUGAGAAAAGUCAAGCGUGCAGCUGCCACGAUGCCACUUGCCACCAGUUUGACAUAUUUCAGAGCUGCAACAUCACUGGAGUGCCCAAAAGCACAAGGUGUGCAAUACUCAGAGACAUGGCCAAGGUAAGAAAGGCUGAAAGACGACCACCACUGAACAAGACACACAAGCUGAAACGUCAAGACUGGGCCAAGAAAUAUCUCAAGACUGAUUUUUCUAAGGUUUUAUGGACUGAUGAAAUGAGAGUGAGUCUUGAUGGGCCAGAUGGAUGGGCCGUGGCUGGAUUGGUAAAGGGCAGAGAGCUCCAGUCCGACUCAGACGCCAGCAAGGUGGAGGUGGAGUACUGGUUUGGGCUGGUAUCAUCAAAGAUGAGCUUGUGGGGCCUUUUCGGGUUGAGGAUGGAGUCAAGCUCAACUCCCAGUCCUACUGCCAGUUCCUGGAAGACACCUUCUUCAAGCAGUGGUACAGGAAGAAGUCUGCAUCCUUCAAGAAAAACAUGAUUUUCAUGCAGGACAAUGCUCCAUCACACGCGUCCAAGUACUCCACAGCGUGGCUGGCAAGAAAGGGUAUAAAAGAAGAAAAUCUAAUGACAUGGCCUCCUUGUUCACCUGAUCUGAACCCCAUUGAGAACCUGUGGUCCAUCAUCAAAUGUGAGAUUUACAAGGAGGGAAAACAGUACACCUCUCUGAACAGUGUCUGGGAGGCUGUGGUUGCUGCUGCACGCAAUGUUGAUGGUGAACAGAUCAAAACACUGACAGAAUCCAUGGAUGGCAGGCUUUUGAGUGUCCUUGCAAAGAAAGGUGGCUAUAUUGGUCACUGAUUUGUUUUUGUUUUGUUUUUGAAUGUCAGAAAUGUAUAUUUGUGAAUGUUGAGAUGUUAUAUUGGUUUCACUGGUAAUAAUAAAUAAUUGAAAUGGGUAUAUAUUUGUUUUUGUUAAGUUGCCUAAUAAUUAUGCACAGUAAUAGUCACCUGCACACACAGAUAUCCCCCUAACAUAGCUAUAACUAAAAACAAACUAAAAACUACUUCCAAAAAUAUUCAGCUUUGAUAUUAAUGAGUUUUUUGGGUUCAUUGAGAACAUGGUUGUUGUUCAAUAAUAAAAUUAAUCCUCAAAAAUACAACUUGCCUAAUAAUUCUGCACUCCCUGUAAGUGCAAUAUGUUCCAAUAUUUUGUGGUACUUUUUAAGUGCAAGUCUUAUAUGUUCCUACUCACGUUUUAUAGAGCUAAGACCAGCUCUAGUAUGAUGAGCGUACAGUGGUAGAAUCCCCACUUGUAGAAUACUCGUAGUAGUGUAGUGCAAUUUUCACAGCGGUAUAGGCACCAUGAUCCCAAAAAUGACCAAAAAUUACAACAAUAGUGCUCAUUGUGCACUCUAAACCAGGAGUAAUAAAUUUAAAUACAUGUACUCACAUUUAAUUGAGCAGACACACCGCUCAAUGAAUAAGGCGUGAGUGGUAUAAUCCCCACCUAGAAUUAUUUUGUGAGAUCCUCUUUGGAGUCAUGAACAGGAUGCCAGCCAAAAAUAAAAAAGCAAUAGAAAAGGAAAAUGGCACAAUCACAGUAUAAAAGUAGCAAACAAAUCCACAGCAUGUUUCACCACAUAGGGCUUUAUCAAGUGGGAACCAUAGAAAGCAAUAUGGAGCCACUGGGCAGACAAGGGAACACACAAUUAACAUUUUACCAGAAACUAUUUCCAGCUUGUUGCCUAUAAACUUCGCCAUAAUGUUUCAACCCCACCUUCACCACACUAAAUGGCAAUUAUUCCAUAAAACACAGCCAAAUGAUAAUAUUGGUAGCUUGUUGACUGUAUUUGGGCAAGCAUGUUCAUUCUCCAACUUGGGCAGAAACAGUGCAUAAAGUGCAAUAAAUGGUGAUAUACGCAUAAUAGAUGCAUCUUACACAUACAUCAUAUUCAGCUGAAACAAUUAUAACAAACAUUAUAUGGAGAGGAGGAGAGAUCUCUUGUCACCAUAGAAUUUACCUAAUAAAUGGUGAUACAUUCAUGCCACUUAAACACAAAAAUGAAUCUUGAUAAGAUGGGAAAUGUCCAAAGCAUGCAGGAGAAACAAACAAGUCAAUUCGGCAGACACCAAUAGAAUGUAUUAUUUGGAGAAAUGCCACCCAUAGAUUUUUCAAGAGGAACUCUUUGCCAAAUAAAUGGUGGUUUAUACAUUAAUGCAUCUUAAACACACAGAUUCACACUCUCAAUGAUAAACACACAAUCUCAUUGAUUUGAAACACACACACUGACAUACACAUUCACUGACAGAAAUACAUAUUGACAGGCAACUUCACUGACAGAAACAUGCACUGACAGACACAUUCACUGACAGAAACACAUAAUGACAGACACCUUUAUUGACAUACACACUUACUGACAAACACACUGGCAGACAGAUUCACAGACAGAAACAUACACUGACAGAAACACAUAUUGACAGACAACUUCACUGACAGAAACAUACACUGACAGACACACACUCACUGACUGAUACACACUGACAGACAGAAACACUGACUGACAAACACACUCACACACUCUCAAUGACACACAGUUUCACUGAUUUGAGACACAUACACUGACAGACACAUUCACUGAAAGAAACACACAUUGAUAGACACAUUGAUACAGCGCUGCAGGAUAUGUUGGCGCUUUAUAAAUAAUAAUAGACACAUUCACAGGCAGACACACAUUUACUGACUGACAUGCAAUGACAGAUACACUUACUGACAAACACACUGGCAUACACACUUUCAAUUACAGACACACAAUCUCACUGAUUUGAAACACUCACUGACAGACACACUUACUGUAAUCCCCCCCAUUGUGCCCCUCAUAAAGAUGUGGUGGCUUUGGCGGUGGUUGAAAACUGUAAAAAAAUAAUACUUUUUGAAAUAAAACAUUUUUUUAUAAACAUAUUGAAAAACUGUGUGUGCUACACAUUUGUCUGUGUGUGCUCCCUCAAAAAUGUGUGUGAGCACUCAUGUGCGCACAGUAGGAACAGUGAUCAAGCACAAUACCCACUGCAGUCCACAGACCAUCUCAGCCAAUUAAUUUUGUGCAAAGUUGGGCAGAACUGUUUUUGCUAAUGGGGGUCCACUUUAGUGAUAUUUGAAUAGGGAGCUGGACAUUGGGCAGCUAGAGGAUCCAGAUAAAUGUCAAACCAUUUGAAAAUGUGGUAGUGGUUAUGGUCUAUAGAAAACACCUUUUAUUAAUAUAAAACUAAUAAAAUAAAAUAAAAAUUUUGUUUUAACAUUUUACUCUUUGAAGCAAGAAGAGAUAACCAUAAAAAUUGUCAAAUUUAAACAGUCCUGAUAUUUUUAAAUUAACCAUAAAAUGGGAUAUCAAGUAAAAUGUAACAAACUAUUUGAAAAACAUAUCAUAGACACUGAGGACAAACCUGAGGAUUUUUCCCUUAAGUUACAGACACGAGAAGUGAGAGGGGAUCAUUGGGUCCGAGGUUUCACAGACAAACAAUGUCUCUUACUAAUAAUGCUGUAACUAUGGUGUUUAAUUUUCCAUGUAACUAAAUGGAUCCUAUCUCCCUGCUUUAGAUAUGGCACAAGGCUUGCUUCCACUGCGAAAUUUGCAAGAUGAUCCUCACAGUCAAUAACUUUGUGAGCUUCCAGAAGAGGCCGUACUGCCAGGCGUAAGUAUUAAUGCAAGGUGUUCCAGGUGAUGGGUUCAUUGAAAUGUUCCCUAUUUGAUGUGGUGCCUUUCUGGGGAUUGAAACUGGAGAAAACCUCAGCUUUUAUCCCUAGUUUUGGGUAAAAAAAGAUUUUCUGCCAUAAUAUUCUCAUUAAUUGUGGCCAAUCGAGAUAUUCACCUUAUUCCCAAGAAAUAUCUCUCCUUAUUGCCAAUAAUGUUUCUGAAACUUCGCUAGGGUCAGUUGAUUUAUUGGGGAAAAACAGAGGCUUGCAUGCAUAGACCGUCUACAAGACGAUCUCAGAUUAAAAAGAUAGCUGGACCAAUGAGAGCGUGAUGUGGUAUUUAGUGACCACGAUAGCUACUAUCUUGGAAGGGUGAAUCAUUAUAAGAGACCUUCAUUCAUUUUCCAUUGUCAGCAUUAACGAGCCCCUUAAAGAAGUAGGAUGCUUGGACUGGCCGACAAGGAAAAUUUGUUUCAAGUUAAAUCACCAUACGAAAUCUAUCUUGUGGUGUCUCUCCGGACCUCCGAAUGGUUAUCUCAAUACUCAGAGUGCACGGAGCAAUGAGGCUAAUGUCAUUAAACCAAAUCAUGAUUAUGAUUUAAUAAAAUUAAAUAAUUUCUAUGAUCAAUAGUUAGUUUCCUAGAUUUAAAAGUAAUAUUUAAAAGUCUGGCACACAAAUUCUGAGUGAGUAAGAUAAAUGAUUUCCUAAUUUAAGACAUUAGGCAGGCUGCGGCAGGUCACUAGAGCCUAACUCUCUGCUGCUGCUCAGUGCGUCGGAAUGUUGCCAUGGUAACCUUUAGCAAUGCUCUGAAUCAGGCAGAAGCGCCAGGUUGUGAUAGAGAGGUGCGAAUACAUGCGCCGGUUAUUCUUCAGCAGGUACUCCAGAUCAGAAAUGGUACCAUUUGGUUCUGGCAGUCUCACAUGGCAUGCGGAGGCACCUGGCAUGCUAUCGAUUUCCCACCCUGCAAUUGAAAGUCUUAGUUACUGUUUGUCGCUAUAAUCUGGAUUUAUGAUUUGAUCAAAACAUUAUGGAUAAAUGUAAUCAAAGUCCUGCGCUAUUUUUUUAAUCUUGAAGGCCAGUAGCUAAAAUGGUGGUAACGCAUCAUUAAAUCUGCAGGGUCCAAGCAGCUGACCUUGUAGAUAUUUCUCUAGCCACUCAGAGAACCCAAUGAAGCCACCAGGAGACCUUGUGCAAGUUACCAAUGGUUUCAGCAGAACUCGGUACCCACCAGCUGUCCUUAGACUAUGAAAGAAGUGCCUUGUAAUGAAUCAUUUACUAUCAUUUUCUUUACUUUGUAGACACAACCCAAAGAACAACGUAUUUACCAGUGUGUACGAGACACCAGUAAAUAUUCAUGUCAAGAAACAGACACAAGCGCUCAGUGAGGUAAGUUCUUUUACUGUGCACACAGUCUCUCUGUUAUGAAGGUAGGUACCAGGAUUAAUUAAUGGGAAGGCAAUUACCAUCACUGAUUAAUAAGAAGGUAAUUAUCAGGUGUAAUUAAUGGGGAGGCAAUUAUCCAGACUAAUUAAUUGGAAGGAAAUUACCAUCACAAAUUAAUGGUAAGGUAAUUAUCAAGACUAAUUAAUGGGAAGGCAGUUAUUAGGACUAAUUAAUGGGAAGGCAGUUAUUAGGACCAAUUAAUGGGAAGGCAGUUAUUAGGACUAAUUAAUGGGAAGGCAGUUAUUAGGACCAAUUAAUGGGAAGGCAGUUAUUAGGACCAAUUAAUGGGAAGGUAGUUAUUAGGACUAAUUAAUGGGAAGGUGGUUAUCAUGAAUAAUUAAUGAGAAAGCAAUUAUUAGGACUAAUUAAUGAACAUAGUUAUUAGGACUAAUUAAUAAGAACAUAGUUAUUAGGACUAAUUAAUGAGAAGGUAUAGGGGGAGUAGGCUCGCCACAAGCUUAUAAAAAUGUAUCAUUUAUUUAUUAUUCAUUUCUUUCUUUUACUGAAUGGGUGGUGACAGUGCAGACUGAGCGUCAUGAGAAUGUCAUUCCAGAGCAGCCAGAAUGCCAUUGGUUGCCCAUUCCAGAGCUGUCGGCUGUUCCGGUAUCCCAUCCGGUUCUUUAGACAGCUGAAAUGUUGCCCUUUAGACCAUAAGCUUAGACAUAAUAAAAUAACUGAGUUUAAACAACAUCCCAGCCCUCGAGCCCCCAAUCUGGGGAACAACCGUGUUCCAGUACAUUCUGGAUAUUAGCACGCAUUCUAUUUCUGUUUCAUGGCUGCGGACCUUGUUAUUUGGAGACAUGAGACUCGAUGCCUCUGAAACAGAUUAUCUUCCUCUCUGACUAUUGCACCUGUUACUUCCAUCAGCUGUCAGACACAUAGUUACACAACAUCUCCUCUGUACCCGAUAAACAUGUCACCGUUUUAUACAAUAUGGAACAUAUACCCUGAAACAAGACCGCUUCUCCCCCUCCAUGGGGUGCAGGGGUUAGUGUUAUUUAAAUAAGGCCCUGGAGGUGCCCUGAAUCCUAGGCCAUAAAGGGCAACCAGAAGGGCCAUUUAAGUUUAAUCACAUAAUCCAUUAAACCAAUAGUAAGGGGUCUGUAAAUCUCAAGCUCUCCUCCUUCUCCCCCCAAUAUGAUCCCAUCUACCCCCUCACACUAAUUGAUAGGGGGGGGGGGGUUCCCGUUAAUCAAAAAUGAAAUUUAAUAAACUGUAAAAAUAAUUUAUUCUAAGGAAUUGAUAGAGAUUUCCUUUUAUUCAUGUCUUUCUUAUACAAACUGCAUUAUACUCUGACAUGACUUAUUAAAUCAAAAAUACUAAAUAAUUGCACAAAGCCAAUGGAAGUAAUUACAUUUUUUUGGAAAAAAGUGUUUUUAAUCUUCGCCCACCAGCCUUAGUGGAUGGAGUGUCCUCGCAGGCCAGCGCAGUGUCUAAGGUGCCCAGGAACAUGUACAGUGAUUUCCAAAUUAAAAAUCCUGUACAUGUGCAAUAUUAUCUAUUGGUUACUAUGGAAACACAACCCUUUACUAACUGAAACGGCAGCAAAGUUAUAGCCGUUAGUAAAUAGCUUAACUUGUGCCACUCAGUUUUAGCUAAGCAUAGUCUAUCACAUUUUGAGUAAAACUAUAGCUGAUUUGGGGAAUUUUUGCAAUUCAGCUAAUUUAAUCUGAAUUUCCUACCAAUUGCACUUUAUUGAAUAAGCUCGUUUGAUUUCAAUCCGACAUGUCUUUACAGAUCAAGUAUCGAGAAGAGGGGGAAAGGUUCAAAUCAGUUUUUAAUUGGGAAAUGAAGCCCAGAGAGAUCGAGCAUGACAGCAAAGUAGAAAAAAUCCUCAGCCAGGUAAUUUUCUUCACUGUCUGCCACUAGCUGCCACAAAUUACUAAAAACUAACUUCCACUAACUGCCACAAAUUACUACAAAUGGCCACAAACUAACUUCCACUAGCUGCCACAAAUUACUAAAAACUAACUUCCACUAACUGCCACAAAUUACUAAAAACUAACUUCCAUUAGCUGCCAGGAAUUAUGUAAUGUUCCCCUUUUAGUAAUAUCCUAUUAUUUUAUUAAACGCAUGUAAUAAUUCCCAUUUAAUAAAGCCAUUCUAUUUUCCUACAGAUACAAUCUAUUUUGUAUGUUUAUACCCACGCAGCUUGCCAUGUUUAUGUUAUAUUGCCCACCGCAUUUCACUGCCUAAAGGUUGUGUGUCUUUGUAGAAAGCUUUCGAAGAUGUCAAAUCUUGGUACUCUCAGACGGACCGAGAAUUGGUACAAGUGUCUCAGACUGAAAAGUCCCUCAGUGAUGUAAGAACUUCAAUAUGUUUAUAUUGUUUUUAUUUCAAAUCACACUUUUAUUUUUCCUCGUCUUUGUUAGAUUUGCUAUUCUAGAACCUUCCCAAAGCGAAUCUCAUUCCCAUGAGUCCCGGCGGUGACGGCACAAUGUUAACAUGUUGUGUGUGUUUUGCUUGUAUCGUCUUUUAGAUGAAAUACACCGAAGAAUAUGAAGAGCAGAUAAGGAAAGGCAGCUUCCCUGCUAUGAUCACACCUGCUUACCAAACCGCAAGAAAAGCCAAUAACCUGGCAAGCACGGUAAGUUAUUCGCACACAUGGCGUGGGACGACAAAUUCGCACAGAGAACUCGACAAAGGACUUCAUCACUUAGACUGCUGAAAAAUCACUAAACUUAUUUUAUUUCUUUAAUUGAAGCAAACGUUUAUUUAUCUGAAAUCCAGACCUUUAUUUUGGUUUCAUUAGAUAAAGUCCUUGGUUCUAUCCAUUAGACUGGGGAUCCAUUCCUCCAUGGUAAAGGUAGCUCAGUGAUAGUCAGACAUUUUAAUAUAAUAAUUAUUCAAAUAUAUUCUAAAAAAGAAACAGGUUUGAGUUUAUCCUUCAGGCACUCGGAUAAUCUCUAGUCCGGACAUACAGAGGCAUCAAUACUGGCUUUGUUACAUAAUUUCCGUUAGUACAAAAACUUCUUACUGAAAAAGGGCAAUAUAAUAGGAUACCAUCUUUAUUAUUAUUCUGCAUUUAAUUUAACAACCUGUUAUGUGACCUGUGUCCUAAUAGGUGGGGUACAAGCGAGGACACGAGGAGCGCCUCUCACAAUAUACCAGCGUUGUGGACACUAAAGAUAUUUUACACGCCAAGGCAGGAGCGCAGCUUCACAGUGAUGUAAGUAGGAAAAUGAUGUCAUACUAUACGCGCAAUCUGUUUACCAGGGGUCCCAAGCACCCCUCGUAUCUGUUUCCUAGUUUAUUGAACCCACAGAUUACCACGGUCUCGAAAUAACAUUACCAAACAACAGCGAUAAUCAUUACUUAAUAUAAGGAAACAUUAUUUAACAAUUUCAAUAAAGUUACCAAGUCGAGGAAUACAUUUACUUCACAAUUGAGCAAAAAUGAUAUUCCAGGUAUCAACUACACUUUCUAUAUCGCUGUUAGCCUUUACUGCUCCCACUGGAAGGCUAUUCCAGGUAUCUACUACCCUUUCUAUACCACUGUUACUGCUUCCACUGGAAGGCUAUUCCAGGUAUCUACUACCCUUUCUAUAUCACUGUUACUGCUCCCACUGGAAGGCUAUUCCAGGUAUCUACUACCCUUUCUAUAUCACUGUUACUGCUCCCACUGGAAGGCUAUUCCAGGUAUCUACUAUCCUUUCUAUAUCACUGUUACUGCUCCCACUGGAAGGCUAUUCCAGAUAUCUACCACCCUUUUUAUAUCACUGUUACUGCUCCCACUGGAAGGCUAUUUCAGGUAUCUACCACCCUCUCUACAUAACUGUUACUGCUCCCAGGCUAUUCCAGGUAUCUACUACCCUUUCUAUAUCACUGUUACUGCUCCCACUGGAAGGCUAUUCCAGGUAUCUACUACCCUUUCUAUAUCACUGUUACUGCUCCCACUGGAAGGCUAUUCCAGGUAUCUACUACCCUUUCUAUAUCACUGUUACUGCUCCCACUGGAAGGCUAUUCCAGGUAUCUACUACCCUUUCUAUAUCACUGUUACUGCUCCCACUGGAAGGCUAUUCCAGGUAUCUACUACCCUUUCUAUAUCACUGUUACUGCUCCUACUGGAAGGCUAUUCCAGGUAUCUACUACCCUUUCUAUAUCACUGUUACUGCUCCCACUGGAAGGCUAUUCCAGGUAUCUACUACCCUUUCUAUAUCACUGUUACUGCUCCCACUGGAAGGAUUCCAGGUAUCUACUACCCUUUCUAUAUCACUGUUGCUCCCACUGGAAGGCUAUUCCAGGUAUCUACUAUCCUUUCUAUAUCACUGUUACUGCUCCCACUGGAAGGCUAUUCCAGGUAUCUACUACCCUUUCUAUAUCACUGUUACUGCUCCCACUGGAAGGCUAUUCCAGGUAUCUACUACCCUUUCUAUAUCACUGUUACUGCUCCCACUGGAAGGCUAUUCCAGGUAUCUACUACCCUUUCUAUAUCACUGUUACUGCUCCCACUGGAAGGCUAUUCCAGGUAUCUACUACCCUUUCUAUAUCACUGCUACUGCUCCCACUGGAAAGCUAUUCCGGGUAUCUACUACCCUUUCUAUAUCACUGUUACUGCUCCCACUGGAAGGCUAUUCCAGGUAUCUACUACCCUUUCUAUAUCACUGUUACUGCUCCCACUGGAAGGCUAUUCCAGGUAUCUACUACCCUUUCUAUAUCACUGUUACUGCUCCCACUGGAAGGCUAUUCUGGGUAUCUACUACCCUUUCUAUAUCACUGUUACUGCUCCCACUGGAAGGCUAUUCCAGAUAUCUACUACCCUUUUUAUAUCACUGUUACUGCUCCCACUGGAAGGCUAUUCCAGGUAUCUACUACCCUUUCUAUAUCACUGUUACUGCUCCCACUGGAAGGCUAUUCCAGGUAUCUACUACCCUUUCUAUAUCACUGUUACUGCUCCCACUGGAAGGCUAUUCCAGGUAUCUACUACCCUUUCUAUAUCACUGUUACUGCUCCCACUGGAAGGCUAUUCCAGGUAUCUACUACCCUUUCUAUAUGACUGCUACUGCUCCCACUGGAAAGCUAUUCCGGGCAUCUACUACUUUUCUGUCAAGUAGUAUUUCCUGUCCUGGCGCCCUCUAUCUUCAAUCCAUGUACAAUGAAGUGUCUCCUUGCCACAUUGAGUCCUGUGUCAUUGAUACGAUGUAUCGGUUUUAUAGCUGGGAAGCGGGUGAUCGGAUACUUGUUUUGUGAAGGGAUUUGAGGAGCACUGCUUCUAGUAAAUCUCUAUUUCUGGGUGUUUCUAUGCAGCCCGCACUCCGAAUCUUCACACUCACUGAUUAAUGAUCUCCUAAUCCCACUAAUUGUCUCUAUUUUCAGGUGAAAUACACAGAGGAUUAUGAAGAGCAGCGAGGCAAAGGCAGCUUCCCAGCUAUGGUCACCCCGGGCUAUCAAAUCGCUAAGAGGGCUAAUGAGCUGGCUAGCGAUGUAAGUCUAAACUGCCAACAGUGGGCAUAGUCAAAUGUCCUAUACCAAGUUAUUUACUAACGUGACACUUUGCAGAGAAUUCAAAGUGUAUUCAAAGUCAAUUUAAAAAUUAAGGCGAAAAUAGCUGCAUUUGAAAAAUUCUCCAAGUUAUCUGAGCUUCCAGUUCGCCUAAUUUGGUCUAAAAUUUGAAAUCACUUUGAAUUCCUGAUGAUUCUCACUUUAGUGAAUAAUGUAUAAAAUAGCACAUAAUUCACAAGAUACUUUAAACUGGUGCAUGCCAUUAUGUCAUUACAGUUUGGGGUAUGUUGGUGUACCCCAUACUGUAGGCUUGCUCAUACAAUGGUAUGCACUAUAACUCCCACAACACACAGCCAGCUUGCGUCUGACUGACGGACAUCUUAUUGUAGUUGCUGAUCUCCAAGCUGUCAUGCUUAGUACCCCUAAAUACCAGUUCCAUGAACCCCAAUAUAAAUUUGCAUAUCUCCCUCACAUUUAAUUGAAAGUUCCCUGGAGUUUGUGCUGACUGAAGGGGCAGCUGAACUCAACAGCGACCCCCUGGGGCGAGUGAUGUCUCCUACAUCCCCAAUCUUUGGCUGCAGAGUCAGGAACAACAAAAUAACUCUGUCUGGGUCAGUUUCUAAAGGGAGAAUGGACAUGUUUUGUCUCUGGUUCCUGGCACACCAUCAAAGUGUAAAUAUUCAAUUAUUUAAAGGUCCCCUCCAUGCAAACGGUGUGUUUAUUGUAAAAAUAACCUUUUAUCUGAUAACCAGUUAACAUAAAAUUAACAGGGCACUAAAUGUAAACUUUUAAAGAGCAGUGGGAUCCCACCCGUACCUUAUCCCCUCUGUAUUGUAUACAGCAUGGGUCCUCAAACUCCGGCCCCCCAGAUGUUGCUGAACUACAACUCCAAUGAUUCUUUGAAUUACAUAGAUAGCCAAAUAAUCAUGGGAGUUGUAGUUCAGCAACACCUGGGGGGCCGGAGUUUGAGGACCCCUGGUAUACAGGAUAAGACUGGGGAAGGGAAUCACUGAGAGCCUGGGUUAGACCAGUCUGGGUGUUUCCUGGAAUCAUGUUACCAGCGCUCUAACUGUGAUGGCAUUUAAUGUUACUGCUCCUAAAGGGUUAAAAAAGUCACACUGUUACACGGCAUUCUUUUUGUUAAUCAUAUAAUUUAUUGAAACAAGGGAGGAAUCGGCAAUUAAAUACUGAAUAAACCUCUUAUACAUCCUGCAUUCAGCGAGCGUUAAACAAACAAUUAUAUAAAAUGUUCACACUGUGGUAUUGACAGAUUCUGCGAUGUUGGUAUUGAGGCAGAAAUACCGUUUUGUAUGACAAAUAUAUGUAAAACUGUGUCUGUGGUGCCGUGACGUGUAAGUCCAGCUUUUACUAGACACUUUACUACACAAGCCAAUAGCAGCCUACAGACAGGCUCUGUCCCAUAUUAUUAUUAUUAUAUUUAUACGAAUGGGAUCCCUUGUAUACACAGGUCGGGAGUGAAGGUGUUAAUUUGUCAUAGACAGACAAUUAUCUGGUACUAGCAGUAUGGACGGAGCAGGUAGGUGUCUCUUACUGUGCUCCUGGGAAAGUAUUUUAGGCAGUCGCUUAGUGACCUUAUAUAAACUUCGAUCUUGAUUAGCACACAAACGCUGAGUAUAUACAAUAUGGUGGAUCCAAACCGGUUUCUUUUGCUCCGAUCCUAUUUACUAUGCAUCUCUCGUAUGGCCAGGGUCCCCGUUAGUAAGAUUUUUCUGUAAUCCCCCUUCACAUGUUAAAUUGAUUCACACAGAGCGGCGCUUGCAGACAAGUAAUUAUUACAGCGAUAUAAAGAGACGCUCUAUAGGAAUAUGUACACUGACUGUGCUCUGAAGCCAAUUAGCUGAGGAUUGGAAGUGGGUUGCAAGGACACUAUUUAAUUCUAGUUCUGCUAAUAACGAGGGGCAGACUCUGCUUUGUUAUCACCAUUAUUUUUAGCAGGUUGCCUUUAGAGAACAGAGUUUAUCAUGUUGACUCCCAGGGAGAGAGCCGUCUAACAGAUUUCUUACAUUUUUAAUUUUAUAUAUGACGGCAACUAGCCGCGUUUAUCAAGCCUGAAAAGUUUCAAAGAGCUUGUCUAAUUUCCCAGUGCCCUGUGCUCCGCAAUUAAUAGAAUCCCCCAAAUACCUUCCCUUAGGGUACAACAUCUGGCUUGAUAUUAUGUUCCAAACUAACGCGCCAUCAAUGAGACCAACACAACACAGAUUUAUCUGAUACACAUCAUGAAAAUGAAUUCUAAAUGUUUAACUAUUCAGGCACCUGACAGUCAGGCAUUGCUUGUUGUCCUUAGGUACAUGAUAAGUUAAUAAAGAAAUCCACUAUAUGACUUUAAAUGUACACUUUAAAUAAAAAAUACAGCUUAACUCCGAAAACCGUGAUAUAUAUAUAUAUAUAUAAACAAGACAGCAAAGAGGAGUGUGGUGACUACACGAAGGAGUUGAGUAUAAUGCACUAAACGGAGUAAAAAACUAGUUAGAUAAAAAAUAAAAGGUUUAUUCUGUCUAUUAAAAAUGUUACACAUUGUGUCUGGAAGCUGCAUGCCCCCACCAUUUAAUGUGCCAAGAGCCACCGGGCCACUGGCCACAAUAGGUUUACUUACUAUAGAAGCACUGCUUACCUCCUUGCAAUGGCCUACCCUGACACUUGGAAGAAUCUAAAGGAGUUGUUUUGCAAUAUUUAUUUUAAGGUUAAUUAUCUGACUCGCAAAUAAUUUAUUUCUGAGUUAAUCUUCUUGAAAUAGAAUGGGUGGACAAGCAAAUGCAUGCAAUUUGUAUAAAAAUUGCCUCUUUGUAAAAAAAAUUCCAAAAAUCUAUAAAAUGUCAAUAAUACUUUAUUAUUCAAUAUUUCUUAAAAAAAAGAUCAGUUUUAUAUGCACUUUAUAAAAUAUACAAAUCUGGCAUGACAUGUUUUAAGUGUAAAUGAUUGUUCUCAUUAUAUUUCAAAUAUGGAAUGCUGUCAUUUCUUUCGAUAUACUAGGAAUGUUACUCAGCUUAUAAACAAAUUCUUUCACAAAUUAAUUACUGUUCGAUUCAUCCAUUUGUACCAAGUGUCUGAUACUCGAGAGGUGGAAUCACUCAUUGUGCCAAUGAUGUUUCUCCAGGUUAAAUAUCACCGUCAUUACGAGAAGCAGAUAAAGGGGAGAGCGAGCCAGACAGCUGGGACAGAUGUGACACACGUCAAACAGACAGAUCAUUUAAGCCCGGUAUGUAGAGAAGCCGAGGAGGGACUGUGUUGCCAUUUUCAUUAAGCAUCAUGUCCUGUCUGUCAAACUGAGAAAGGUAAUUCCCAUCCUGAUUCUACCUUAACUUUGCAUAAAUCAGAACAAAAAAAAUAGCAAGGAGAAAAAUGCACCUUUGAUAGCAUCUUCUGAAAAAUAAGAACUUGAGGAGAUCAGACCGUUCCCUUUAUUAAUGUUUCUGGGGACAUUUAAUGAUGGUGCACCCAAGUUUAAGUAACACCGGAUCUGUUCUUGACCCAAUAAAACUCAGCUGUUCUAGCCGGUGCCAAGAGUCCCUGGGAGCGCAGAAUUUUAUUACAAUAGCUGGCGAUUUCUACAGCUGCGGAAUCUGUUGGCGCUAGGUGUCACAAUGUCACAGAGCCCAGUCUAGAAUGCCCAGUCUAGGAGUCACAGUGCCCAGUAUAGAAUGCCCAGUCUAGGAGUCACAGUGCCCAGGAAGGAAUGGCCAGUCUAGGUGUCAAAAUGUCACAGCGCCCAGUCUAGAACGCCCAAUCUAGGAGUCACAGUAUCACAGUGCCCAGUCUAGAACGCCCAGUCUAGGAGUCACAGUGUCACAGCGCCCAGUCUAGAAUGGCCAAUCUAGGAGUCACAGUGCCCAGUCUAACAUGCCCAGUCUAGGAGUCACAGUGCCCAGUCUAGAAUGGCCAGUCUAGUUGUCACAAUGUCACAGCGCCCAGUCUAGAACGCCCAAUCUAGGAGUCACAGUGCCUAGUCUAGAAUGCCCAGUCUAGGUGUCACAGUGCCCAGUCUAGAACGCCCAAUCUAGGAGUCACAGUGUCACAGUGUCCAGUCUAGAACACCCAGUCUAGGAGUCACAGAGCCCAGUCUAACAUGCCCAGUCUAGGAGUCACAGUGUCACAGUGCCCAGUCUAGAACGCCCAAUCUAGGAGUCACAGUGUCCAGUCUAACAUGCCCAGUCUAGGAGUCACAGUGUCACAGUGCCCAGUGUAGAAUGGCCAGUCUAGGUGUCACAAUGUCACAGCGCCCAGUCUAGAACGCCCAAUCUAGGAGUCACAAUGUCACAGUCCCCAGUCUAGAAUGCUUAGUCUAGGUGUCACACAAAGCAGCAAAUGAAAUUAAGACAAAACAGGUCUUUUGGGCAUCGAUUGCUCACAUUAAAUAUUCUUUAGAAAGUAAGACGGUGAAAGUAUUAUUUGUUUCUGCAGGAUUACUUAGAGGAAGAGGAAGAGUACCGAGGGAAAGGAAGCUUCCCUGCGCUGAUUACACCUGCGUAUCUUCAUGCAAAAAAAGCCAAUGAAAUAGCAAGUGAUGUAAGUAGACGCUGCCUAAGAAACCCACCAUGUCCAAGCUACAAGAAGAAAUAGAGACAAACAACAUUAAUUUACUUUGUAGCCCUCAGGGUUAUAAAUUAAAUCUUACAGGCUUAUUGGGAAUUCAAAGUGACUUUUAAAUUUAAUUUAGAGGAACUCUAUAGUGUGAGGAUCACAAGCGUCUAUUCCUGAUGCUAUAGUGCUGACGUGUCAGUUUAGUCCUCUGGCCCCCCUCAGAUUGUAGUGAAAAAAAAAAUCGCCAUGCUGGUCUCGACACGGCUUACCUCGCCUCCAGAGCUGAGAUCAUCAGUCUUGAUGAUCUCAGACAAUCCAAUGCUUUCCCAUAGAAAAGCAUUGUGGGGCUAUUGCACUGCACCAAUCAGCAUUUCCUCAUAUAGAUUAAUGAAAUCAAUGCAAAUCUAUUAAGACUAUUCAGAGCCUUCAUGCAGAGGGUGGAGACAUUGAAUGUAGGCAGCACUGGACAUGGAAACACCUCUAGUGGCCGUCUGAGUGACUGCACCUACAGGAGUUACUAGUAGGCAAUGUAAACGCUGCCUUUUCUCUGAGUGAAUGAACAGGUUCUCAGCAUCUCAGAGUGAAUGAACAGAUUCUCAGGGUCUCAGAGCGAAUUAGUAGAUUCUCAGAGUGAAUGGUCAGAUUCUCUGGGUCUCAGUGUGAAUAAACAUAUUCUCAGGAUCACAGAGAGAAUGAGCAGAUUGUCAGCUUCUCAGAGUGAAUUAGCAGCUUCUCAGCUUCUCACAGUGAAUGAGCAGAUUCUCAGCUUCUCAGAAUGAAUGACCAGAUUCCCUGAGUCUCUGAGUAAAUGAGCAGGUUCUCAGAAUCUCUGUGUCAAUGAAUAUAUUAUCUGGGUUUCUUUGUGUGAAUGAUCAGAUUCUCAGGGUCUCUGUGUGAAUAAACAGAUUUACAGGGUCUCAGUCUGAAUGAACAGAUUCUCAGGAUCUCAGUGUGAAUGAGCAGAUUCUCUGGGUGUCUGUGUUAAUGAGCAGAUUCCAGGGUCUCAUUGUGAAUGCCCAGAUUUUCCAGCACGCAGAGUGUGGAUGAAUUUGGGAUAUUUGUAAGGCCCACUCCCUGUUUAUUUUUAACGCCAGGUUUCUGGUGUUAAUGAUCAAUUAAUUAAUAUAACUCUGCUAUUGGAAAGCAGCCAAUUAGCAUCCAGACUGUGGUUGUGAGAAAGGACAGAUGUAUUGAUUGAUAUGAUUUACUUAAUUUAUUUAAUAUGUUGUUUAUAUGAUUUGAGAGUCAGCCAAUAUAGGAAUUUACCGCCCUCCUUCCAGCAGACUUUGUGAUAAUUGUAUCUCCGCGAAGAUCAAGCUUUUAUUAUCAUGUAUUUUAGAUCAAAUAUAAAAAAGAUUUUUCAAAGAUGAAAGGGGCCGCUCAUUACCAUACUCUGGCCACGGAGGACAACAUGACCAUGAAACAAGCCCAGAACGUGAAUAAGCUGGUCAGCGAGGUGAGACGCCAUAAAAUAACCCCAGUGCGAGCUCCCGCUGUGUAUUAAUUGUGGUUAGCUGUAUUGUGACCAAUGACCCCAGAAUCAAAAUGUAUUAAUAUUAAUAUUGUGUAGCCACCCUUCAUGAUGUGCGAUGAUUUCUGCUUUUUACACAUAGAAUGGCAGACAUGCUGACAGUUACAUCAUGUUUUAAUUUCUCUGCUUUUAAGUAUAAUUUUAUAUAUAUAUAUAUAUAUAUAUAUAUAUAUAUAUAUAUAUAUAUAUAUAUAGUAUCAUGAGUAAAAACUAUUAAUUAUAGCGAGGGUCUCCUAAAAGUUUUUGAAUUAUGAAAAGGACUGAAUACAUGUAGACAAAGCCCACUGAGUGUGGAGAACUGGUGGUAAAAAUGUAUUAGGUAUUAAAUAUGAAUUUUUUUAAUCUCAUCAAACGUUAUAAAAAUUAUAUAUAUAUCUUUGACUGUAUCUAACUGUCUUUUUCAGCCAGUCUCAUUGUAUUUGCGUCUCUGUUUUUGUCUGUCAUUUUCAGGAUGUCUUUUUCUCUUUCUCUGUGCCUCUCUUUAUCAGUAUUUGUAUAUCAGGCUGUCCAUCUGCCUUUGUCUUUCUGUCUGUCUGUCUUUCUCUCUCGUUCUGUGUUUGUCUUUCUACCUUUGUCUCUCUGUCUGUGUUUAUAUGUCUGUGUUUGUCUGUCUCUAUGUCUGUUUGUGUGUGUUUGUCUGCCUUCCUUUGCCUGUCUCUCUGUCUGUUUGUCUUUGUCUUUCUGUCUGUGUUUUUCUCUGUCUGUGUUUGUCUUUCUACCUUUGUCUCUGUCUGUGUUUGUCUGUCUCUAUGUCUGUUUGUCUGUCUACCUUUGUCUCUCUGUCUGUUUGUGUUUGUCUGCCUGCCUUUGUCUGUCACUCUGUUUUUUUGUCUGUCUGCUGAGCUGUCCUUGGUAUAACUCAGCUUACCUUGUGUUUAACAGGUGGAGUACAAGAAAGAUUGGGAGCACAGUAAAGGACACAGCAUUAACUACUGUGAAACGCCUCAGUUUAGGAAUGUCAGCAACAUCUCAAAAUUCACUAGUGAUGUAAGUACUGUCCCAAUGCACAACUGAGCCAGCGGUCCUUUCCAUCCCAUCUCGAUGUUUGUCUCCUACCCUUUCUUUUCCUUUAUUUAACCCCUGGCACGGGAACACUGAGUGGAGGAUGUAUGUUUAUUCCUGAUAAGCUCUAAUUAAUGCCCCUUCUCUAUAUAAAACAAAUUUCGCUCCAUUUUGCAGAAUGGCUUAUGGCUGUCCUAAUGGACUGAGCCGCUAUAGUGAUUUACUUUAUCUCGUAUUUGCAUUUCUUAAUUAAUGUUAAGUAGUGGCUCCUAAUCCCGGAGGACUCGUUUUGGGAAGCAUUACAGAGCUAAUCUUCGCUAAUUGACUCAGUACUGAAACCAAGUUAUUUUCUAACUGUUAUAACAAUUUCUCACUUCAGAUAUGUUAUUAUUCUCGCUCUCAUUUUUCGUUUCUGGCGUUCUUUUUACAGCAUUCGAUUGUUAACCAGUCACAACUGUAUAAAUAAUCAUAACAAUGACUUGCGUGUUAAAAACCUGUAAUAAUGAUAGUUUCUUCUUUUAUUUCCUUUUUAAAAAUUUCUUACAAAUAAAUUCUUCCAAAAAUCAAUUCAGGAAAUAGAAUUUCAACACCACGGAAAAUGUCAAAUUAUACUGUGUGCAGAAUGAGCGCGUUUCAAAGAGAUUUACUUUUAUAAAUGUUGCCACUUUAAGAAGUGCGUUAGUAUUGUAACAAAACAUUUUGCGAUAUCAGUCUAUCAUGUCACAUGGCCAGUAAACAGAAUAAAUGAGACAUGGAGGUAACAAUCAUUCUGGAAAUACUUGGGCUUGAUUCGUUUUACUGAUGCAGUUCCAAAUACUCUUUUUUUUUUUUUUUUUUAUGUUUAUUAUUUGAGAGAGGUGAGACAGGAUCUCUCCCUAAUCAAUGGGUCACGUGAUCUGAUUCUGUGAUUCUCAUUCCUUUAUUAUCCCUUACUAACCCUUACGGUGCGCCAAGUACCAUUUAGGGACGCUAUAUGUUUUCCCCACCUUUAUUUAUGGUUAUUUGUGUUCCCAGAAAUAUUAGAAUCUGUACUCCAUGAAAAAAUAAGGAAUUUACUAGCUGAACAUAAAUUAAAAUAUGUCCAUUAGCACCUCGGUUAUUUACUAAAAAAAGAUAUCGAACAUUAAAUACAUUAUGUUAGAGGAAUUUAGGGAAAUUAAAAUGAUAUAUAUAUAAAAUGUAUAGUUAAUGGCUCCUGAUGAGUCAUCACCAGAGCUCAUGAAAUCAUAAUCCCGCUGGUUGGAUACUUUCCAGCAAAAAUGUUACCGUUAUGAGAUCGUUGAGAAAUGACCGUAUGUCUCACUGGUUAAUCAAAGCCCAAAUAAUCACUGUAAAUAAAAUACGUUUUAGUUAAAUUAGUGAUAACUUCAUAAAUAGUUACAUGUGUGCAUAAUGUCCAAUUACAGAAACAUUAAAGACACAUAUGUACUGCAAUGUCCGUGUGGAAGACAAUACGUUAACGGCGCACCUGUCACCUGAUCACAUCAACAAUGGGCCUCGCUGCCAUAACCGUCAUAUCGUCACGCAGUCAUAUUGUACAGCGCUGCGGGAUUUGUUGGUGCUUUAGAAAUAAUAAUAAUGUACUCGUAGGCGCCAAUUUAUAAUUUUUCUGUGUCAGCCUGUGAUAUUGGUCUAACAAUCUCGACAUUGUAGUUAAAAAUAAAAUGGUUUAGAGACGGUUUAAAUAGGUAACAUUUUGUAAAUCCAGAUUAUCACUUGGAGUAAGUGAAAUCUGUAUUGUGAUUUCCUUGAUAUCUGUUUCACGAUAGCGUCUGAAAAUCAGACAGUGUUAUCAAUCGUUUCUCAGCGCUGGAUUGUAACGCAGAUAAUUUCCGUCUUUACAUUUCCUUUGGUUUAUUCCUAAUGUUAAUAUAGGACGUGUCUUUUAAUCCAGGGCCAUUACGGCCCCAUUUCACCUAUUCAGGAAUUUAAAUGAUGAAGAUAAACAGAGUGGAAUUAACUUUAAGCAGAUAUUAACAUCAAUGUGCAAAUGUAUUUGAUUUAGUUUUUUUACUUUUUUAACAAUUCUAUUUCAGUUUAUUUUAUGAUAUGAUUAAAGGGGAAGAUUUAUCGAAAUAUAAACAGGUGAUAUCCAGGGUAAAGUGCUAAAUAAAGGGCAAUCUCCAUGGAAACCAAUAGAAUGCCUCUGGAUAUUUAGCAAUUUUAACAUCGAUAACGUGUGUGCAAACUCUAAUGAAACGUUCUAAGCCGCCCCACGCGUCUGGAAGCACCCCUUUGGACUCCACUUUUUUUUUACAAAUAUUGAAUAGGAAAUAUAAACCCUGUAAUAAUCUUCUCGGGAAUUCAAUGGGAGUUUAAAAGGAGUUUCAAUUUUGUGGUCAAAGCUGAAAAGAAGGGAAUUUAGAGAUUUUUACCAAUCCGGCUACUGUGACAUUUAAAAUCAUUUUGUAUUUAGUGAAUAACUGCGUCAGUUUUCAGACAAUGUGUAAAAAUAGAUGGUGAAACAUAGAAACAUAGAAUGUGACAGCAGAUAAGAACCAUUCAGCCCAUCUAGUCUGCCCAAAUUUCUAAAUACUUUCAUUAGUCCCUGGCCUUAUCUUAUAGUUAGGAUAGCCUUAUGCCUAUCCCACGCAUGCUUAAACUCCUUUACUGUGUUAACCUCUACCACUUUAGCUGACAGGCUAUUCCAUGCAUCCACUACCCUCUCAGUAAAGUAAUACUUCCUGAUAUUAUCUUUAAACCGUUGCCCCUCAAAUUUAAAGGGACACUCCAGGCACCCAGACCACUUCUGCCCAUUGGAGGGGUCUGGGUGCCAACUCCCACUACUCUUAACCCUGCAAGUGUAAUUAUUGCAGUUUUUUAUAAACUGCAAUAAUUACCUUGCAGGGUUAACUCCACCUCUAGUGGCUGUCUGUCAAGCCACUAGAGGGCACUUCCUGGUUUCUAGGACCUCCAGCGUCGCUCAUUUCCCCUUAGGAAAGCAUUGAAAUGCAUUUUCACUGCUUUCCUAUGGGGAGCACUAAUGUGCAUUGCCGCGCAUGCGCAUUAGGUCUCCCCGGCCGGUGGGCGGGAUCAUUCUUGCCCACCGGCCGACGCAAUCAGAGGGAGGACUGGAGCGGAGGAAGAAGCAGCGACGUGGGACAUCGUCGCUGCCUCGGGUAAGUCACUGAAGGGGUUUUCACCCCUUCAGCAACCGGGGAUUGAGGGGUGGGAGGGAGAGGGGACCUGCAGUGCCAGGAAAACAGAAACUCCUGGCACUGGAGUUUCCCUUUAAGACAAUGUUGUGUAGCCCUUCUCUGAACUCUCUCUAAAGUAUCAAUAUCCUUCUGGAGUACAAUACUCCAAGUGAGGUCUCACCAGUGUUCUGUACAAUGGCAUGAGCACUUCCCUCUUUCUACUGCUAAUACCUCUCCCUAUACAACCAAACAUUCUGCUAGCAUUUCCUGCUGCUCUAUUACAUUGUCUGCCUACCUUUAAGUCAUCAGAAAUAAUCACCCCUAAAUCCCUUUCCUCAUAUGUUGGGGUUAGGACUCUAUCAAAUAUUCUGUACUCUGCCCUUGGGUUUUUACGUCCAAGAUGCAUUAUCUUGCACUUAUCCACAUUAAAUGUCAGUUGCCACAAUUCUGACCAUUUUUCUAGUUUACCUAAAUCAUUUGCCAUUUGGCUUAUCCCUCCUGGAACAUCAACCCUGUUACAUAUCUUAGUAUCAUCAGCAAAAAGACAUACCUUACCAUCAAGACCUUCUGCAAUAUCACUAAUAAAAAUAUUAAAGAGAAUGGGUCCGUGACAGUGAUGUCGCAACUGAUAAAAAAAUAGACAGAAAAUGUGACCUGUAAGGAAAUAUACAUUUAUUAAUAUUUUACCAUUGUUUCAUUAUUUGACUUUUGCUCAAAGGAUGUUAUUUUAGCUCAGAUUUAGAAACCCCGUGAUUUUGUGUACACCCAGCACAUCAUUUAUUCUGUUUCUGCAGUUGAAGUAUAAAGAGAAGUACCAGAACCAGAUGAAAGGUCACUAUGAAGGUAUGGGAAUGGACCGGCGCACAAUGCACGCCAUGAAGGCGGGGAGUCUGGCCAGCAAUGUGAGUAUAGCCAUAGAGAGUACAACAAAGUAUCUUUAAAGGGACAGCAUUAUAAUCUCCACAGACCAGUGUUGUGGUUAUGGUGCUAGCAGAUUACUGGUGCUGCCUACAGUUCUGUUACAAAUCCUUUCCAGUAUGUUGACUCCGACCCGUCACUGAUUGUAUUGAUAGUGCGUAAAGGAUUCUGAAUUAGAAAUCGUGACUUUAUUCUAAUUUGGAUCUAAUCACUGAUUGGCUGAAAGUCUUAGCUUACCUCCUCAGCUGGUCAGAUUUGGUCAAAACUCAGAUUGCUAAUUCAAAUAUGGAUUAACUGCAAGUUUUAUUGCUCUAUCCAUAAACUUACCACACAUUACUGUGAGUUUUACUGCCAUGGAGCUCUGUUAUACCCUCAUACAUACUAUACAUUACUGUGAGUUUUAUUGCUGUAGAGCUCUGUGACGCACUCAUACACACUAUAUAUUACGGUCAUUUAUUGCUGUAGAGCUCUGUUACACCCAUACGCACUGUAUAGGAUUGUGAGUUGUAUUGCUGUGGAGCUCUGUAAUGUGUGUAAUAUUCUGAAACAUUUACAGGUUGCCUACAAAUCAGAUUAUAAGAAUGAUGACGUAGAUGCAAAUUAUUACUAUCCGGCCACGCAAACCCCGUCCUAUCAGACCACAAAGAAACUGAAUCCAUUGAAAGAUGUAAGUCGGACACUCUGCUCACAGUAAUUGCCAAAAUGUCCACCUACGCAAGAAGAAUGUACUUAUUUACUAAAUAGUGAGCUCUGCUGUAUUUACUACAGACUUUAGACCAAAACAGUAAAUAAUCAGAUAUUCCCAACAAUGACAUACCCAACGCUGUGCGUACAAUUCUUAUCUCUGUCUCAACUCACUGUUUAGGGAAUAACGUUUUUACUUUAUUGGAGAUAUAAUAUAUAUUCUUUUCUUAUACCCCAGAUUUGUGGAUCAGUAUAAUAAUAAAUAUAGCAACAAGAGAAGCAGUGUAAUAAAGGAAGGCUUUAUUCACUAAUACAGAUAUAUAUAUAUAUAUAUAUAAUACAGAUAUUGAUAUAGUAUUGUAUAUUAUAGCAUUAACAUACAGUAAAUUAAUUCAAGUUAAAAUCAAUUUUAGUUUGAAUCAGGAAGAAUGCAAUCAAAAUUUGCCAAAUAAAAAUGAUUCCCAUUAUGACAUCAUGUGAUGACAACAUACAAAAUUAAUUAUUUUCAUAUUCGUUUCUCUAUCACUGGAAAAUGUUAAACCCGGCGUCCUUUUGAUUUAUACAUCUGCCGCAGUUUACAGAUCUGCUUAUUCACAAUGAAACACCUUUUCAGUGGAAAUAAUUAAACUAAAUUGCAAAUGGCCAAAGUAUUGAAAGUUUAAAUUGCUCACUGAGAAAACUAAUUUAUUUGCAUUAAAUAAAAACAAAAUGUAGAUUGCUCAUUAACUGUGUUUAAUUAGCUUUUUGUUUAACUCUCCCUCCAGGUUAACUACCGGCAGAGUAUUGACAAGGUAAAAUACAGCUCUGUAGCAAACACCCCAGAAAUGGUUCAAGCCAAAGUGAACGCCCAGCAGCUGAGUGAUGUAAGUCCCAAUAUGAAUUUUGUCGGUCCAGCGUCCGUGUUCCCUGCUGAUAACACGCUCUCUCCAAAUCCCCUCGCUCUGUGCCUUGCAUGAAGCUGAUAACAGCAAGCUCUUGGAAAGACCAAACAUUUUUUAUUCUAUUGUAGCACAACACACAGAAACAAAUAUAACCAACGACUCUUAUGAAUGCAGCAAUAAACAUGUAGACGAUACAAUCCAAAGCGAAUAAUGAACACAACAGUUAGAAACUAAUUGCAUCCCUAACCCUCCCUUUCAAGGAAGUUGGCUAAACUGACCUCUUGGAAGGCGUGUGGUGGUUUGCGCCAAUUAUCUGCCUGCUGUUUCAGUCCAGGAAGAAAUGUCUUCCUUUUCCAGUAGGAUUGGAGUCUAUUCUCUAAACGUAAAUGAAUGAUCUUGGGUUCAAUAGCCAAACUCAACUAAAUGCUGAUAAAAUAAAAUCAGAAAAAUGUGUAAAAAUCUGCAGAGACUGAGAUUAUCAAAUGCCUGUGUAAUAUAAAUCCAAUGACUAAAUACUGUAAUAAAAAAUGUUUACAGACAAUACAGGAAUUGCAUAGAUAUUGUGCGUUCUAUGUAACUAAAGAUUUCUUUUUUUUUGGCACUUUUGCCUAAAUUUUGUACGUUUAUUGGUUUUGGACUCAGAACAAUUUACUCUUUAGUAUCUAGAGCAUUCACAGAACGGCUAAUUUAUAAAAGAGUGAAGAAUUCCUAUAUUUUCCGAAAAAUUUAAUUUAUUACAUUUUUUUUCUUUUUACUGUGUUAUAGUUAAAUUAUCGUGCGGAGUAUGAAAAAUCCAAGACACAUUACACGCUCUCACAAGAUCUUCCUGGCCUACGGAAAGCAAAAUCAAAUGCUGAACUGUACAGUGACGUAAGUGCAUUUUAUUCACACAUCAUGUCUGUUACGCUAAAUAUGUCGUUCCUGGAAUGCAUCACUGGUGUGCACAAAGACUAAUGCCCUCCCCCAGAAAGCCAGGGGAACUUAUUCUGGCUGGCAGCAUGGGCUAACUGAUGGGUCACCCUCACUCUGUCCGCAAGUGGCUGCAUCCAAGUUGUUAGAAAGUAUCCAAGUGGAUGCCCCUAUCAGAGACAGGCAACCUUCGCUACACAGAUAUUAUGGGCUACAUCCUCCUUAAUGCUCUUACAGCCAUGAUGGUGGCAAAGUAUCAGGGGAGAUGUAAUCUGAAGUGCCAAAGGUUGCCUACCUCUUGGAAUUCAGUGACAUUUUUAGCAUAAAUAACUAGAUUUACCUGUGGUUAAAUAAUCCUGACACUUUGUAUUUUCUACUCAAUGGCAGAAUAAGUACAGAGAAGACUGGAUAAAGAACAAGGGUCGAAGCUUUGAGAUGCACCUGGAUUCAUUGUCAAUACUCUCAGCCAAAGCAUCAAUGAACCUAGCAAGUGAUGUAAGUAGGAAUCAAUUCCAAAAACCCCAAAGUGGGGCUCUAAACCCUGUAUCCAGAGUAGGGUCAUGUCCAUAGGCACCUAUGAUGUGCUGCUUAAAUAGACCAUUCUUGACCAAGGGUUGUGCUAUAACUGCUGGAGAAGCUUUCUAGCUGCAGAGGUAAGUGACAAUAAAUAACCCUGAUCCUUAGCUGGUAGUAUCAGAUAGCUGUCGUUUUCCAGGCAAAGCAUUGCAAACAUGUUAGUGUCACUUCUUAACAAAUAUCAUUAGUUCUAAAAUGACAUCUGUGACGUGUCCACUAAUCUCUCUUAACAGAUUAAAUACAAAGAACAAUAUGAAAAGAACAAAGGUAAAGCAGCAUCAACGAGUGACUCCAGACUACUCCAUUCAUUACAAGUAGGAAAAAGGGACAGUGAGGUAAGUCACCAAGUCACUGUCACCAAGUCACUGUCACCGUUAAAUGACAAUAUGUCACCAAGUCACUGUCACCAUUAAACAACAAUAUGUCACCAAGUCACUGUCACCAUUAAAUGACAAUAUGUCACCAAGUGACUGUCACCAUUAAAUGAUACUUUGUCACCAAGUAACUCUGUCACCAGGAACUCACCUUAUUGGUCGCCGCACAGAGCACCCAUCACACUCGCCACUGUUCCCUGACUGCUAACGCCAUGUUCACACUGUAGCUAUUACUUUUUUUAUUGAGUUUAUUCAUUACUGAUAUUAUUAUAUCCCAGGUAAAUUACAAGAAAGGAUUCAAGGAGAGCCAAACUCAGUUCCACUUACCGAUGGAUAUGGUAAACCUCACUCAUGCCAAGAAGGCUCAGGCUCUGGCAAGUGACCUGGACUACAGAAAGAAAUUUCACGAAUAUACCAUCCUUCCCGAGGACAUGAAGGUCAAAUGGGCCAAAAAAGCGUAUGAUCUUCAGAGUGAGGUAAGUUACAAAGCGAGCCACUAAACUGGCACAAAAAGUAGAAAUGAUGAGUCUAUUCGCGUGACUCUGAGUUUGGAGAAUUAAAAAUGGAAUUUGCACAAUUCAGGCCAAAGUACCCGAUCUAGGAAUAAAUCUGAGUUAAGGAGUUCCACCUGUUUAAUAUAAAUUUAACAAUUUUCAAUUCAACUAAUUUGCUAUUAAUUUUAGCAAUUUAUUUACCGUUUGCACCGUGUUUUUACAGUUUUGUGAAUAAAACCUUAUGCCUUUACCUAUUUUAAUGUGUUAUGAAGGAUACAGCAAUGUUCCUGAAUUCUGUGCAGACUCAGCAAUUAUAAUUAUGUUCCCACAUAGUCAACACGCUAUUAGUUUGCUGCAACUAACUAACCGCUACACAAAUUAGGGUUUAGAAAAAAGUUCCACCACGACCUUCCAAGCGAAGAGGACAACGAUAAUGCGAUGAUGUACUUUUAUCAUUUCUGUGACACAGCCAGAUUACCCAGGAGGCCCCCAAGCUGGCUACUUAGGGCCUGAGCUCAGACAAUGAAUUUAAAUGUUAAGGUAAAAGUAGCCAAACCAGUAGCUGAGCUGACUGGGAUAAUUAUUACAGUUUGUCUAAACUGGCCUUAAAUUUAAAAUCCCAAUAAUUCUCACGUUGGUAAACCCAGACGGUGUUAAAGGAGCACUAUAAGGUCAGGAACACAAACAUAUAUUUCUGACCUAAUAGUGUUAAAGCCACCAUCUAGCCCUCCUGGCCCUCUCUUGCUUCCCUAAAUAUAGUAAACUCUUACUUGUAUUCAAGCCUGACUCUGCUGGCUCUGCCCCUGUCUCCCUCAGACCUACAAGCUGCCUGCUGACAUCAUCAGUAGUGGUGUUCUGAGCCAAUAACGGUGCUUUCCAUAGUAUUGGCUGAGACUGACAAAGAGGCAGAUCAGGGGCCGAGCCAGCAUGAUUCAAACACAGCCCUGGCCAAUCAGCAUCUCCUCAUAGAGAUGAAUUGAAUCAAUGAAUCUCUAUGAGGAAAGUUCAGUGUCUGCAGCAGAGGGAGGAGACACUGAAUGUUUGGAUGCAUUUUAGGCAGCCAUGACCCAGGAAGGAUCUCUAACAGCCAUCUGAGGAGUGGCCAGUGAAGUUAUCACUAGGCUGUAAUGUAAACACUGCAUUUUCUCUGAAAAAGACAGUGUUUACAGCAAAAAGCCUGAAGGUAAUGAUUCUACUCACCAGAACAAAUUCAAUAAGCUGUAGUUGUUCUGGUGACUAUAGUGUCCCUUCAAUCAUAUCACGCAUGUGAUAAUGUACAUAUUGUGUAUUUACAGAUCGUUCGUACAUCCGAGUAUUCAUUGUCCUUCCGUGUGUUUAGCACUCUGUAUCUUGUGACCUGUUUUGUUCUUUUAAUACGAUGCUGGAAGAUGAGACAGUUAUAUUGAAAGUCACAAUGUGUGUGCUAGGCUCUGGCACGCCAUUCUUUGUCACUCUAUAAAAUAGCGAGGGGGUCAUAUAAUUCCCUAUUUGUACGGGAGAAGGCGCUGCAUUUAAGAGAAUUUAUUUUCUGAAAAUGAACGCAGCAUGUUCUUAAUUUAUCCUUUUAUUCCAGCUCCGAUACAAAUCUGAUCUUUCAUGGAUGAAAGGCGUAGGAUGGGUUGCUGAAGGCAGUCUGAAUGUGAAACAGGCUAAGAAAGCUGUGGAUCUCAUUAGUGAGGUAAAUGAAGAAAUAGAAAUAAUAGAAACUGUAACUAAACAUAUAAAGUAAAAAUGAGAAUUUGCCAAUCCCACCUGAUUGUACACUCACAUGGAUUAGGGCCAUUAGUUUCUCAAAUGUUGCAUUGUCUCAAACGUAUCGUACCUUCUUUUUACCAGCUGUACCCAUGUACUGUAGCCCCAUGUAGCCAGAGCGCAGCUUAGCGGAAAAGGGCCUUGACAGGGGUUAGGAGGCGGGCAUAGGAGGGACCGGGCAGGACUGUGGGAUUAUGGGAUGGGGGCUGGCUAUUUAAUAGGCAGCCAUUUUAAAAUGUGCACAUUAAUUUCUGCCUAGCUGUGUUUGUCCCACCCUCCCUCCCUGUAAUGGGUUGUUUCUGUAUUAUCCCGUUUUGUCACAGCGGCGGGAUAGAGAGCUAGGGAAGGCAAAAAUAGGCUCCCCAUGAGGAACGUGAGGAACAUGAAGAAUUGUGGUCACUGGUGGAUGGUGGGUUUCGAGUCCUGGAGGUGGCUCAGAACCUGGUGGGGUAGGGGUAUCUGGGUAUACCCCUACCGUGGUUACUUAUGGUUGGCAUUUAAAUCGGUUCAUGUUGGAGUAAGGUUAAAGCGUUAUUUAUAUAUAUUUAUGUGUUGCUUAUGUUGGGUCAUUGCCCUGAUAUUAAUGAAGGUAUAGAUGCGAGGGCGGAGUAUGGGGGCAAUGACCCAUGUUUUAUAUAUAUGUUAAAUUAUUAGUAUCGUUACUAUGAUUGUUAAUAAAGCUGUGGACAAUUUGACCCAUAUACCUAGUGUCAGCGUGUUAUUGGGGAUAGGUAUGUGGGGAGGUUGUUGUCCAAGGUUCCGACUGCCCAUAUGGCGACUAUACACCAGUCAAGAGCUGCGGUAUGUGUUGGCACUUUAUUAAAAAAGUAUAAUUAUUAUAGUUGACAUUGUAUCACACCAUGAUGGCUGUUUUGUUUUUGUUUGUUUUUUUACCAGGACCCACCCUGGAAUGUGAUUAGUGAGACGAGAUAUGUGGAAAUCAUUUCAAAUUUCUAGAAUUUUUUUUUAUUUUUUUUUUAUUAAAAGCCAUUUUUUUUAUUUUUAAUUUUGAUGUUUGUUAUAGAAAUAAAUAGGUUUUACAAAUUAAAUAAAGGAGCCAGUUGGUGACUUUCGUUCUGACUUUUCUUGCAAUACUGGCGAUGGCAGUUACUGCAUUAUGGAAAAUAAAGUGACCUAAAAUCGGCAUUACUUUCCAUGUCUUUUUAUGCAACAAAAUCCCAAAACAGUCAGAUUUCUUCUCUAUCCCAGCUCCGGUGGCACCCCUUUCUGCCGAGGUUAAUUUCAGAAUGAAGUGCCAAUUCAAAUGAUGUCUUGAUUUUGUCUUUCCAGAAAAAGUACCGCCAGAAAGCUGACCUGUGGAAGUUUACCAGCAUUGCCGACAGCCCGCAGAUUAAACAAGCCAAGAAAAGCCAGGAGCUGCAGAGCGAUGUGAGUCCUUCAAGGUUGUUUAAUUAUCUUGAUGACGAACAGGAACAGGUGCAACGCAAGCCGCGUAAACCGAGACAGUGAGCGGAGCUUGAAAUAGAUUGAAGGGUUUACAUCUCAGCUCAGGCUUUUAACUAAGAAUCAUUAAACUAAACCUACAGCCUUACCAUCUGCUAUUAGAGAAACACAAGAAGAGCGAGAGGCUGCCCAAAGCAAAAACUCGAUUUCUUUAGCAUUGUGCAAACAAAUUAUAUAUAUAUAUAUAUAUAAUACUAUCUCUGCUGCCACUUCAAACGUUCCUUUCCAGCAUAUUAGAUCUGUGGUUUUGUUGAAACCUUUCGAAAGACCUGCUAAUGCUGACCCUGUUGUCUUAGUAGAUGUUUUUAUUUUAGUUAUCUGGAUAAAGCUAGCAUACUGAAUUGAUGGUGUUGGAUAACCUGUUAAUCCAUCUCCUAGAAUGUUGUGACUGUGAAAGUGUUAUUUAGGGUAAAAACAAAGUGACUUCAAGAUAUAAGAGAUGCUCUAUAUAUAGAUAUUCAGAGAGAUUGCAGAAGGCGCCAUUGACUGAUCCAAAUGUUUACAUGUAUUGAUGUUACCUCAAAAUAGUUUCAUUAUUAGUUCCAUAAAAUUAUUUUGCAUUCAUGAUAAUACAUUCACAUUAUCGCAGUCAUCAUGAUACAUUCACACUAUCGCACGCAUCAUGAUACAUUCCAAAUAUCGCAGUCAUCGAAAUAUAUUCACACUAUCGCAGUCAUCAUGAUACAUUCCAAAUAUCGAAGUCAUCGUAAUAUAUUCACAAUAUCGCAGUCAUCAUAAUAUAUUCACACUAUCGCAGUCAUCAUGAUACAUUCCAAAUAUCGAAGUCAUCGUAAUAUAUUCACACUAUCGCAGUCAUCAUGAUACAUUCACACUAUCGCAGUCAUCAAAAUAUAUUUACACUAUCGCAGUCAUCAUGAUACAUUCACACUAUUGCAGUCAUCGUAAUAUAUUCACACUAUUGCAGUCAUCGAUAUAUAUUCACACUAUCGCUGUCAUCGUAAUACAUGCCAAAUAUCUAAGUCAUCGUAAUUUAUUCACACUAUCGCAGUCAUCAUGAUACAUUCACACUAUCGCAGUCAUCAUUAUACAUUCCAAAUAUCGAAGUCAUCAUAAUUUAUUCACACUAUCACAGUCAUCAUGAUACAUUCACACUAUCGCAGUAAUCAUGAUGCAGUCAUCGUAAUAUAUUCACACUAUCGCAGUCAUCAUGAUACAUUCACACUAUCGCAGUCAUCGUAAUAUAUUCACACUAUCGCAGUCAGCAUGAUGCAUUCACACUAUCGCAGUCAUCCUGGUACAUUCACACUAUCACAGUCAUCGUAAUAUAUUCACACUAUCGCAGUCAUCAUGGUACAUUCACACUAUAACAGUCAUCGUAAUAUAUUCACACUAUCGCAGUCAUCAUGGUACAUUCACACUAUCGCAGUCAGCAUGAUACAUUCACACUAUCGCAGUCAUCGUAAUAUAUUCACACUAUCACAGUCAUCGUAGUAUAUUCAUAUUAUCACAGUCAGCAUGAUGCAUUCACACUAUCGCAGUCAUCAUGGUACAUUCACACUAUCGCAGUCAGCAUGAUACAUUCACACUAUCGCAGUCAGCAUGAUACAUUCACACUAUCGCAGUCAUCGUAAUAUAUUCACACUAUCGCAGUCAUCAUGAUACAUUCACAAUAUCACAGUCAUCGUAAUAUAUUCACACUAUUGCAGUCAUCAUGAUACAUUCACGCUAUCAAAUUCAUCAUGUUACAUUCACACUAUCGCAGUCAUCAUAAUAUAUUCACACUAUCGCAGUCAUCAUAAUAUAUUCACACUAUCGCAGUCAUCAAGAUACAUUCACACUAUCGCAGUCAUCAUAAUACAUUCCAUAUAUCGCAGUCAUCGUAAUACAUUUUCACUAUCGAAUUGAUCAUGAUAUAUUCACUCUAUUGCAGUCAUCGUGGAACACUCAAAACAUUGCAGUCAUAAUGAUACGUUCCAAAUAUAAUGUAUAAUAAAAUAUAAAUAUAGUAAUAUUUAAAAUAAAAAAAAGCUUUAGUAUAAAGGAUCCAGUUUUAGUUUAAUUUUCUAGGUUUUGGCUACCAGUAUUAGGUGGUAUCUGUGGUUGUAUGCCUAUCCUAAUUAAUUCAGGGGAUAGCGGCACAUAAGAUGCUGUGUAGUAGCUGAGAGUGAGUGAAAUUACACACUUGUUACAAUGGAUACAAUACUGUACACCUUUGCAGAUGUAGCUCACAAACAUCUUUCACAUAUUUACAUCAAGGCAGUGACCCACCACAUAAUACAUUUCCAAUAUAUAACAACCAUAUAAUAUAACAUGUAACGUACCAACAUUGAUCAAUUUCACCUGAUAGGGGUAUACCCAAAUACCCCUACACCACCGAGGUUCUGAGCCACCAACAGACUCGAAACCUACCAAAACAUGUACAAACAGUGUAUUAUUUUAACCAGUUAACUAACUCCCCUUACACCUCUCUUAACUAAGGCCCAUUAUCCUUAAUGUUCCUACCCCACCCCGCCACUGUGACCAAGCCGGGGGAAAAGGCUACAAAGGGAGGGAGGGACCAACUCUGCUAGGUAAGAAAUUAGAGUGAGGGAUCACAAAAUGGCUGACCAUUUAUAUCAGCCAAUCCCCAAGCACUGAUCCACCAAUCCCCUACUGUUCCCACCCCCUAGCCCACCUCCUAGCCCUGUCAGGGCCCUAUUCCCUAAGCUGCGCUUUCUCCGUGGGCUUCAUCACUGCCGCUGACUGCGACUACAUCGGAUCCACAAUAACUCUUACCACCCAUGUCUAAUGUACUAUCCUCCAGUAAAAGGUAAAAAAAUAUUACAACUCAUCUCUGCGCACAAUAUUUAUAUAUCCCUAAAUACACAGCAUUCACACAGUCUUCACCCCAAACGUUAGGCUCCUCCUCUGUUCUGUUUGUUUAUUUUACUGUUUCUGUUAUAGCUUGUUUACAAAUCCGGAACCGAGCAUAUGCUCCAUCACUACACAAUCAGCAAGGAUGAGCCGGUGUUCCUGCAGGCACGAAUCAAUGCGGCUAAUCUGAGUCAGGUCAGGAUGGAUUGUUCUUUAUUUACUAUCCUAUGAUACCGUGCUAAUCUGAGCUAUUUCUCUGGUUAUAUAUACAAAAAUAACCAGAUUCCACCAAUGAGAAGGGAUGUAGGGAUAAUAUUAUAAAUUCCCGUAUACACCAGAUAUUGUAGAUAUGCAAAAGAUGCCUCUAAAUCUUCAUACAACACAACCAAAGAAAUCUACAAAAUAAACAUAAAGAAUAAGACAUAGGGUGGUUCUGUAUCACACACUGUAUAUGUGCAAUACAGUAUUGCAUUCACUCAGAGACAUAUACAGCGUGUGAUACACUACCACCCUGUGUCCUAUUGUUUUUAUGUUUUUUGCUAUUUUUUUGGUUGUGUCACACAAUUUGACCAUGAAUGGUAGCACGCAAGGCUGGGUGUUUCUCAUGAUGCGGAGAGAUCAUUUGCGCAUGGCUUAGAUAAAUAUUUCCUAACUGGGACUCGCAUCGACGUUUCUGCUGACUAUGUCCUCAAUUUAAUAGGAUUUACAGAUGAUUCAACACGGUUAGAUAAAGUUUCCAAAUGACUUAUCUACUGGAGUUGCCAUUAAGACUAUGGAAAUUUCUGUAGAUAAAUCAUUCAGAAAGUUUUUUCUAACAUAACUGAAUAAUCUGGGCAUUUUAUUCAAUUCAGGCCUUUAUUUGAGAACCCGUUCACUGUGCCGGAUAAUUCACUAUUGUUAUUCAUCAAACGGGAAUUGAGGGGCAUUGCAUAUUGCAGGGUAAACGCUGAAUAGGAAAGGUUUUGGACUAUAAUUGUUGAUUCCCUUGUUAAAACUCAAUAAUUCAUGGUUUCGGAAGUAGACUUCAACAGGUCAUGUUUGUCUAGAAAUCUGGAACCAAUAUUUCUAGAUCAUGACAACAGAAUUGCUUCAGUAUUUCCCUUUAUAGAUAUUUCCCCAUACGGUAUAUCUAUGGAUCUGAUAGAAAUGGUUUCAGCAGUUAAAUGACUCGCCAUGAUUGCCUCCAAAACCCACAGAGAAUCAUCUUAACCUGAAGGAGACAUUUAUUGAAUAGAAACCAUUAUUACAUGUGUCUCUGUUUACAUUGUCCAGAAACUGUACAGGAGCAGCUGGGAGAACCAGAAAGAGAAGGGUUUUGAGCUGAGACUGGAUGCUUUGAGUAUACUGACCGCCAAAGCAAAGCGGGAUCUAGCAAGUGAUGUGAGUACGAAGCAACCUGUAUCAUGGCAGAAACACACUCAAUUAUUACAGCACGGGAACCAGCAUGAUCAUGGGGGGCAGUAAUGUUAUGGGGGGGGAACCAACGCAAUCAUGGGGGGGCAGUAAUGUUAUGGGGGACACCUGAAUUAUGGGAAACCAGCGCGAUCAUGGGGGACAGUAAUGUUAUGGGGGGGGAACCAACGCAAUCAUGGGGAGCAGUAAUGUUAUGGGGACAGCGGAAUUAUGGGGAACAGUAGAAUUAUUUGGGGCAGCGGAAUAAUAAUUGUAGAGUGGAAUUAUAGGUGGCAAUGGGAUUGUGGGGGACAGUAAAAUUAUGGGAGACAUUGGAAUUAUUGGGGAAUACUAGAAUUAUGGAGGAUAGCGGAAUUAUGGGGACAAUGAAAUUAUAAGGGAUAUCAGAAUUAUAUGGGGACAGUGGAAUUAUUUGGGGACAGGAUAAUUAUAUCUCAGACACGUGAUCAUAUCUGUGUUUUUAAUGCUUUCUGCAGAUCAAAUACAAGGAAAGUUACGAAAAAACAAAGGGUCAACUUAUUGGGGUCCAGGAUGUUCAAGGGGAUUCCCAAAUCUCCCAUUCACUCCAAAUGAGCAAGAUGCAGAGUGAUUUGCAGUACAAGAAGGGGUGUGAGCUUUCCAUGAAACAAUAUCGUGUCUCCAUGGACUCCCUGGACAUGUUGCAUGCUACCAAAGCGCAGGGACUGGCAACUGAACAGGGAUACAGGACCUUCCUUCAUCGCUACAAUGCCUUGCCCACCGACAUGAAGCUGCAAUGGGCCAAGAAGGCGUAUAAUCUGCAGAGUGAUGUGAGUGGUAACCUAAUAGAUUCGAAGGAUGAAUGGGAGACAGCUCCAGCAGUUGAGGAUUGAAUAUGGCUUACUAACAAUCCAUGUGAUUCAAUUUAGGGGUUUACACCCUAUUUACUAACCCCUUAAGAGUCUCAAAAUAGCUGUGAAACAAACCCCCAGCUCAGGUGGUUUAUUUUUCCCAAAUUAUCUGUUUUGCCCUAAAUGUUCACAGUUAACGCUGCAUUUUCCACAUCUCACUGGAAACGGUGGGUUUGUCAGGAUUCGCUGAGAGGUUUCAGCCGCUUCCUUGUCUACAAUGAGCUCACUGCAGAAGCUGCAAAUCUAGAGGAUGUUACUUCAACUAUAAAAGGCAUAACCAAGAGGAGUCCUACUACAGUAUAUUUCUAACACCAGUAACUAAAGAUUCUUUAAAGGGUCACUUCAUCUCAUUGAAGUGGUGAUGGUACUCUCCCCUGGUUUAGUAUAAAAACAAUUUUGACACUGAAUGAGGCUCAACCCAUCACAUCAUUAGUCAUACCAAGUCACGUCAAUGGCAGUGACAGUCUCUGCCACCCACUGCUGGUCUACCUAAUGUGGAAUCAUUAGUCUGAGCAGUAGGGAAAGGUGGGGCUACAGGGGCCCGGGACCCCCAUUUACUGUUAAACUAGUUUAACACCAAAUAAUGGGAUGGCACCAGGGGACUCCAGGUGCCAUAACCACUUCAAUGUGAUGAAGUGGUUAUGUUUUUUUAACAUGGAGAAUACAAGUAUCUCUGCUUGACCAUUUUCUGCUUAACGUGAAUCUUCUCCUAUUGCAGAAUCUGUACAAAUCUGACCUGAAGUGGAUGAAGGGUGUUGGCUGGAUAACGACAGGCUCAUUAGAUGUACUGCAGGCCAAGAAAGCUGGAGAGCUCAUCAGCGAGGUGAGAUCAUCAGGGCUCUUAGCAACUGAUACAAAGUAUCUGCUGCAAUAAAAUCGCUUUACAUACAUUAAACGUUCACACAGCUGGUGACUCUGAAACCAUAAGUACUUCAGUUGGAUGAUGCCUUCAAUGUAAAACUAGAUCUUUAUGUAUGGUAGUUAAUAUUUGUAUAAAUAAAACAAGACCACGCAAUAACCACAGAGAACAUUUAAUUACUUUUCAAUGGGCUUGGUCGUGGUGUUUAUUCAAAGCUCAAGGGGUAUACAACCAUAACUUUGUAACCAUAACCAUAUAAUAUAUGGUUCACCAACUUUCAAAACUUUAACUUUAUUAACCACCAAAUAGCCAGUCAGUCAUAACCAACCUGACUGCCUUUUAUUUAAAACCACCAUAUCGUUCAAAACAUCUAAAGAAACCUCCUUACAACCCACCUAAUGGAACCUCCUUAUAACCCAUCUAAAGAAACCUCCUUAUAGCUCAUCUAAAGUAACCUACUUAUAGCCUAUCUAAAGGAACCUCCUUAUAGCCCAUCUAAAGAAACCUCAUUUUAGCCCAUCUAAAGAACCUCCUUAUAGCCCAUCUAAAGAAGCCUCCUUGUAGCCCAUCUAAAGAAACCUCCUUAUAGCCCAUCUAAAGAAACCUCCUUAUAGCCCAUCUAAAGGAACCUCCUUAUAACUCAUCUAAAGAAACCUAAUUUUAGCCCAUCUAAAGAACCUCCUUAUAACCCAUCUAAAGAAGCCUCCUUGUAGCCCAUCUAAAGAAACCUCCUUAUAUCCCAUCUAAAGAAACCUCCUUAUAACCCAUCUAAAGAAACCUCCUUAUAACCGAUCUAAAGAAACCUCCUUAUAACCCAUCUAAAGAAGCCUCCUUGUAGCCCAUCUAAAGAAACCUCCUUAUAGCCCAUCUAAAGGAACCUCCUUAUAACCCAUCUAAAGAAGCCUCCUUAUAUCCCAUCUAAAGAAACCUCCUUAUAACCCAUCUAAAGAAACCUCCUUAUAACCCAUCUAAAGAAACCUCCUUAUAACCCAUCUAAAGAAACCUCCUUAUAGCCCAUCUAAAGAAACCUCCUUAUAGCCCAUCUAAAGAACCUCCUUAUAAGCCAUCUAAAGAAACCUCCUUAUAGCCCAUCUAAAGGAACCUCCUUAUAACCCAUCUAAAGAAACCUCCUUAUAGCCCAUCUAAAGGAACCUCCUUAUAGCCCAUCUAAAGAAACAUCCUUAUAACCCAUCUAAAGGAACCUCCUUAUAACCCAUCUAAAGAAACCUCCUUAUAGCCCAUCUAAAGAAACCUCCUUAUAGCCCAUCUAAAGAACCUCCUUAUAAGCCAUCUAAAGAAACCUCCUUAUAGCCCAUCUAAAGGAACCUCCUUAUAACCCAUCUAAUGGAACCUUCUUAUAGCACAUCUAAAGAAACCUCCUUAUAACCCAUCUAAAGAAACAUCCUUAUAGCCCAUCUAAAGAAACAUCCUUAUAGCCCAUCUAAAGGAACCUCCUUAUAACCCAUCUAAAGAAAUCUCCUUAUAGCCCAUCUAAAGAAACAUCCUUAUAAGCCAUCUAAAGGGACCUCCUUAUAACCCAUCUAAAGAAACCUCCUUAUAGCCCAUCUAAAGGAACCUUCUUAUAGCCCAUCUAAAGAAACCUCCUUAUAGUCCAUCUAAAGAAACCUCCUUAUAGCCCAUCUAAAGGAACCUCCUUAUAGCCCAUCUAAAGAAACCUCCUUAUAGCCCAUCUAAAGAAACCUCCUUAUAGUCCAUCUAAAGAAACCUCCUUAUAGUCCAUCUAAAGAAACCUCUUUAUAGCCCAUCUAAAGAAACCUCCUUAUAACCCAUCUAAAGAAACCUCCUUAUAGCCCAUCUAAAGAAACCUCCUUAUAGCCCAGCUAAAGGAACCUCCUUAUAACCCAUCUAAAGAAACCUCCUUAUAGCCCAUCUAAAGAAACCUCCUUAUAGCCCAUCUAAAGGAACCUCCUUAUAGCCCAUCUAAAGAAACCUCCUUAUAACCCAUCUAAAGAAACCUCCUUAUAACCCAUCUAAAGAAACCUCCUUAUAGCCCAUCUAAAGAAACCUCCUUAUAACCCAUCUAAAGAAACCUCCUUAUAGCCCAUCUCUAAGAAACCUCCUUAUAGCCCAUCUACCUCCUUAUAGCCCAUCUAAAGGAACCUCCUUAUAGCCCAUCUAAAGAAACCUCCUUAUAGCCCAUCUAAAGAAACCUCCUUAUAGUCCAUCUAAAGAAACCUCCUUAUAGCCCAUCUAAAUAAACCUCCUUAUAGCCCAUCUAAAGGAACCUCCUUAUAGCCCAUCUAAAGGAACCUUCUUAUAACACAUCUAAACAGACACUCCACUGCUGUCUGCUCUUCACACAUAAAGCUUUUCAGCAAUCUAAAGUUGCUUAGGGGUCUGGAGUGACCCUUUAACAUGAAAUCUUCUGAAGCCAUGAAGUUUCCUAGCGUCUGUCCGCACCGUUCCUGCUUCGGUCCACUCUGACAGGAUUACACUUGUGCUGCUUCUUUUAUACUGUUCCAGUUUCCCGCUCUUUUUCUGCUUGCAACUUUCAACCAAUCCCAUGCCAGCUGCAGCCCACAGAAACAGCUGUGUCAUCAAUUCUGCCCAGAUACCGGCCUGACUGACCAAUUGCCACAAGAGUUAAAAUUCCUCACAUUCAAAUCCCAGACAAAUCAGAUUAACUCCUUCAUUGCCACCGUACAUAUAUAAACAGAAUAACUCCUUCAUUGACACUAUACAUAUAUAUCACAGUGCUUAGUGCUUGUGGCUUCUUAAACCAUUGGAGACAAAUAUUAACCACAAACAGGCUCAAUCACUAAAAACUAAAUUUAGAAAAUUAAAUCAAAUUGGUGAGUUUGAGAGUAAACUAGCUAAACUGUGAUUAAAGCCGCGUUGGAGAAUGUUUCCAAAUCUGCUGUUUUAGUCUCAGUUUUGUCACUCAGAUGUAAAUUAAAACAAUUCAGUGUUUAGUAAAUUGCCCUGUGUGUGUUCCGCUGCUGGACAAUAAGGUUAGAAAACAUUUUCAGCGAUCCAGUCCUAGCGCUGCCCAUAUCAUCAGCCACAGGUCAAGAGGGAACGCAAAGUGCCACCGCACAUAUCGACGUGGCCUCAUAUCUCAAACUGGAAAGUCCUUGUCACUAACAUGGAAAUAAUUGAACCUCAAUAAAAUAGAAGCAGAAUGAAUAGACCCAACUGCACCUUUCUAAUGUGUUCAGUUUGGAAACAGAGGGGCUUAUUCACUAAAAUGGAAACUGCAGAGAAAUGACAAAGCCAUACAAAUUUGAGUCCUAGCUUUAAAAGAGUUUAAAAAAAAUAAUAAAAUCUGAUAUUUUUGUUUGUCUGAAGUUUGGGUUUGUCGUUGAGAUGCUCUUGUCAAUGUAAAGCUGGUGUUUCUCUAUUCUUCCUACUGCAUUGAAAUCUGUAAAAAAAAAUUAAAAAAAAUAACUGAAAUGAGCAAAAUUGGUUAACUUUACUUUUUCUCUUUUUUUGAAUUGAACAGAAGUCAUAUCGACAAUCGCCAUCUGCGUUUAAAUUUACCAGUAUUCAAGAUACGCCAGAGAUUACGCAGGCCAGGAUUAGUUACAACCAGUCUGUGGAUGUAAGACGGGGUUCAUUAUAUUUUACCGCAUGCAAACACGCUUUCACAUCACGUUAACAUGUUUAGGAUUAGUGGCAGCGUUUGCUCUUUGUAUAAUAAUUAUCUGAGCUGCCUUUAUAGCAGACACACUGUAUCACAAUGGUAUUCAUUAUUAUCCAAGCUUGACAAAGACCCGGUUGGGUCAAAACGUUUCUGUGUGUUUGCCCCAAUAAAACUGCUCUUAUGCUUUCUACUUGAGUGCAAAUUAUCACUUUAUUUUACAUAAUUAAUGUGGGUUCUGGCCUGCCCCUGAUGCCGUGCUCCGUAGUAGCCUGGUGAGUGCGGUCUCCAUCUACUUACCAAGUAAUUGCAGUGGGCAGAUUUGGUAACAAUACAUACAUUUAUCUGUAGUGUAAACAUUUUUUCAGAUGUCAGAUUUGAUCCAGAUUGGGUUUGUGAGAAUCAAAAUAUCUGUUUCUUCUAGAGUAAAUACAAAGAACAUGGGGAGAAUAUAAAGCACCAUUAUACCUCCAUCGCGGAGCUCCCUGAACUACUGCAAGCAAAACUAAAUGCCUUAAACAUUAGUGAGGUAAGUCCAUCAAUACAAAUUGUUACAAAUAAAACAUAGUACAUUCUGUCUGUCUAAUCUACAUCUGUGUGUGUGUGUGUGUGUGCCUGUAGCAGUCUGUCUGGCUAAUCUACAUCUGUAUGUGUGUCUGUCUGUCUAGCUGUGUGUCUUUCUACAUCUGUGUGUGUGUGUCUGUCUGUUUAGCUGUCUGUCUAAUCUACAUCAGUGUGUGUGUGUGUGUGUGUGUCUGUCUGUCUAGCUGUGUGUCUUUCUACAUCUGUCUUUUUGUCUGUCUGUUUAGCUGUCUGUCUAAUCUACAUCUGUCUUUUUGUCUGUCUGUAGCAGUAUGUUUGUCUAAUCUACAUAUGUCUGUGUGUCUUUGUAAAAUAUAUUAUUUACUCUUUCUGUACAGACGCGUUACAAGGAAUCGUGGAGCAAGUUUAAAGAUGGCGGCUACAAGCUGAAACUCGAUGCCAUCCCCUUCCAGGCUGCUAAAGCCUCUAAUGAGAUAAUUAGUGAUGUGAGUUCCAAUUCUCCAUAUAUUGAUGUACAUGGGCAGGGAUUGUGGACUAAACUUUGUACAGAAAGGAAUUCCUAGGACAGUCAAUGUUUUGUCUAAAAUAUAUUGCAUCAGCAUAAAGACUUAAUAUAUGUGACAGUUUAUAUAUAUUUUUUGUAUAUUAUUAUUAUUUUAUUAUUUAUAUAGCACCAUCAAAUUCCAUAGCGCUGUACAAUGGGAUCCUGUUAUCUCAGAAACUGAUAUACAGAGAUACAGGAAACCUGUAAUAAAGGAACAGAAACGUGCAUCGUAUCACCCUGUUUAGGUGAUUACACACAAAGUUCAGUAAUGAAUUGCACUCACAAAGGAAUAAUUAAUAUAGAAUAAUUAAUAUAGAAUAAUUAAUAUAGACGAUGAAACUAUCUCCAGGCUAUCUGGAUUAAAUGUUAUCUAAGUGGCAGCCAGCAAUAAUCAGGAUGUUCUACACAAUUCUGGAUAAAAUAAAGGAAGAUGAUGCAAUGUUUAAUAGUUAUCCAUUUAUUGCACAUAACUGAAUCAGAUAGAUUCACAGAAUAUCAUGUAAAACCUCCCCAGAUCCAAUAUUUUCACCCUAUGCAUUUUGCUUGAGGGGAUUUCUCCCGUGUAACGAAAAUCACGAUAAAGUACAAGUAAGCAAAUAAAAUUAAACCUGGACAUACCAAUAUAACAAUCUACACAGCCCACCAUCUUGAAAUCUCCCUCUUCUCCGUCUGAUUGGCGGACACAUCUGUCCUACCACCGAUUGGAAAUCCUUUCUGGUUGUGUCAUGCCACAUGAUAAUGUUUAUCCGUUGCCUCACCAAGAAAGCCCAGAUGUGCAUCUCCGGAAAAGAAUCUCAGAAUCUUGGAGCAUCUUGUGUUCCUCAGAGGAGGGCCAAUUCCAGUUGCUCACCUGUGCACAAGCAUGGGAUUGCUGAUAUUGUCUUAUAAUCACAACUUGAUUGUGCUGUGUGAAAAUAUCUUCAAACGUUUUAUCCCACUUAGUCUAGUCUGUGUAAUCACUUAAUACAUUCUAGCAUGAUUCCUUUACCAGGUUUAACUUAGUAUCUGGUGACUUGUCCUGAUACACUGCUGGCUCUGCAUUCUCUGCUCAGUCCUUUAAAUUGUGUUUUUUUUCCAGCACAAAUAUAAAGAGGAGUUUGAGAAAACGAAAGGAAGGAUGAUUGGUUUACGUUGCCUGGAGGACGACAUCAGCAUCUCGCAUUCUGUUCAUUCAGCCUCCCUCUCCAGUGAUGUAAGUUUCCAAACUGUAUCAGGAUUAAGAGAAAACACUAGACAAGGGGCCGGCAACAUUUAGCACUCCAGGUGUUGUGGACUACAUCUCCUAUAAUGCUCCUACAGUCAUAUUGUUGGCAAGGCAUCAGGGGGGAUGUAGUCCACAACAUCUGGAGUGCCGAAGUUAGACAAUACUCUUCUAACUCAGAAUAUUUGUGAAUUCUGUGUCAGCGUGUUUGUGUUCUGCACUACUAUGUCCACCUGGCAACAUUUCAUUUAUGUAAUAAAAUAUCUCGAAUUUGAUGUAAAAAUAUCCCAGCAGGAUGCAGUGAGGAUAUGAGGGAAAUUGAGUAAGGUGAUAGACAUAACAGAGUGUCACCGGAUGUAUAUCACUACAGGUUAAUAUAGCGUUUAUGGUGCAAGGAAGCUAUGGGUCAAGUCCACCUGGCUAUUUGUCAGAUAAUUUAAUAAUGGUAUCACAAAACCACAUGAUUUCCUGGCACAGUAAGCAAAUCCGGCUGGAAACAAGUCAGUUAAGAAAAUCUUAACACUGAUUGUGCGGCCAGUUCCUCCUGUACCUGUUAGAGGAGCUCACAGCCUCUCCUCGCAUCGCAUUGCAUCGCACAUGGGUACUCAUUCCAGUUCCUCCCAUACCUGUUACAGGAACUCACAGCCUCACCUCGCAUCGCACAUGGGUACUCAUUCCAGUUCCUCCCAUACCUGUUACAGGAACUCACAGCCUCACCUCGCAUCGCACAUUACUCAUUCCAGUUCCUCCUGUACCUAUUAGAGGAGCUCACAGCCUCUCCUCGUAACGAGUAUGGGUACUCAUUCCAGUUCCUCCUGUACCUGCUACAGGAACUUACAGCCUUGCAUCAUGCAUGGGUACUUAUUUUAGCUCCUCCUCUACCUACAAGAGGAGCUCACAGGCUUGCUCCUUCCAGAUGUUGGAUAGAAUUUCCUUAUUACUUUGAUCUCUAGCUGUACUGGUUGGCUUUGUAUACUGGCAAUUUUUUUAAAACCGGUUGAGAUGGAAGGGCAGCUCUUAUAGCCUCCCAGUAUCAUAAUCCGUAUAGUACAUUGCAGUGGUUAUGGUGUGUGGAGUGUGUCUUUAAUAUUUUCUGUUAAUCCUGAAUAUUUUUUCAUUAUAUGAGAUUAAAGUGCUCAGAGCUUUCUAAUGGUUUCUAACUAAGAGAUUUACUUCUAUCCCCAAACAGGUACAUUACAAGAAAGGGUUUGAAAAGAUUAAAACUCAAUUCAAAUUACCAAUGGAUAUGGUAAACCUGGUGCAUGCUAAGAAAGCCCAGUCGCUGGUUAGUGACCAGAAUUACAGACACCUUCUCCAUCAUUACACUUUCCUCUCAGACGACCUCAGAAUGCUGUCUGCCAAGAAAGCCUACGAACUGCAGAGCGAGGUAACAAGUGGUAAAAUAUUACAAACACGUUAAAAGAAACUCAACCCAACUCAACAAGCACAUCCCAACCCCCGUUGUAAAAUUAUUGGUAUGACCCUGUCUCUAGGGACCUCAAAGAAGCUCAGAGGAGGGUCAAUAUUGUGAAAAAGGAAGUAUGAUAAAUAGAUUUUAUUGACAAGUCUUUCGCACCUUGGUCCAAUAGUUUUUAUCGGUCGUUGUAGUUCUAAUCUAAAAGCUUCUUGUUUGGAGAUUCUUUUUCUUAUGCGUUUGAUACAAUUUGAAAACAAACCAGAAGAAUCCUUCACAAGUCAAUCAAAUCCUUCAUAGCAGUGAAAGGGUUAAAUGUUGAAAGUAUCAAGCUCUACGAAAAGGCCGAACCCAUUCUUCUACAAUAAGUAACCUUCCCUGUAAGUGAAAUAGGUACCUGGUGGUUCUGUUUACUGACACUUUCUCUUAUUAUCCCAUAAUAUUCGCUCUAGAACCUGUACAGGUCCGAUCUGAACUUUAUGAGAGGCGUCGGCUGCAUUGUCCCGGGUUCACUGGACAUUGAAGAAAGGAAGAAAGCCUCAGAUCUUGCUAGUGAGGUAAUAAAACAAUGGUUAAUAUUAUUAUUUUAUUGAUAAUAUACCUUGCAGCAUGGCACUAUCAACUGUUACAGCUGCAGAUCUCAGAUUCAGAAAUAAAACACAGGCUCAUACUGGACCAUCCAGGCUCCACUAAUAUUGGCACCCUGGAGAAACAUGAGAAAAGAAGGCUGUGAAAAUGUGUUUACUGUUUAACCUUUUGAUAUGUUGUUACAAAAAAUGCUUAAACAUACUCUGCUCCCAUUGACAUCAAAAAGUUGCAAACAUCCCAGGUUUAUCGAAGAAAAUAUUUGUUAAAUAUAUGUGUGGAACAAUUAUUGGCAAAUUUUUAGUCAAUACUUUGUGAUACCUCCUAAUGCCAAGAUAGUAGCUUCUCCUAUAAAGCCUAAAAAACGGUCGAUAACGACUGCGGACGUACCUGGUACAUCAUUUACUAAAUCACCACUUACCUGAUUGCUGGAGAUCCCCCGCCAGUGAUCGGGAUCCUGGGGUCUGCCUGGGAGCUCUAAACGCUGCCGGGCGUAAUAGUAAUAGUUCGCCCUCCGUUUUUUUUUUUACUUACCCGGUCACCGGCGAUCCCACGCCGGCGAUUGCGGUUGGGGGGACUCCCAGGGAGCCCCCCCGCGGCACAUCUGACCUCCUGCAGCCCCCCCACGGCCAUGUGAGAGUGAGGUCCUUAUAAAAUUACAAAUAAAUAAUUAAAAAAUAUAUAAAUGUGUGUUAUUUCGUUCUAAUUGUAUUGUGAUAUUAAUAUAUAUAUUUAUAUCAAAAUACACGUAGAACGAAAUAAUAUAUAUAUCUAUAUACAUAAAUAUAUACGUAUAUAUCACUAUAUAUAUAUAUAUAUAUAUAUAUAUACCUAUAUAUAAAUUAAAAUAUUUAAAUUUUUAUAUAUAUAUAUAUAUAUAUAUAUAUAUAUAUAUAUAUAUAUAUAUAUAUAUAUAUAUAUAUAUAUAUAUAUAUAUAUAUAUAUAUAUAUAUAUAUAUAUAUAUAUAUAUAUAUAUAUAUACACAUAUAUUAAUUCUACAUAUAUAUUUAUGUAAUAUUUUUACAUAAUUAGGAAUCUUAAUUAAUUACAAUAACCGGGACCUGCCUGAAAACCCAUGCCGAAAGUAAAGGGAAUUUAAUUUGCUAGCACUAUAUUUAACCCUAUAACUUUCCAAGACACCAUAAAACUUGUACAUGGGGGGUACUGUUCUACUCGGGAGACUUCGCUGAACACAAAUAUUAGUGUUUCAAAACAGUAAAAUGUAUUACAACGAUGAUAUUUUCACGCACAAACAGCACUUACACGGACGAUAUUAUUGCUGCGAUACUUUUUACUGUUUUGAAACACUAAUCACUGUACUCAGGAGAUGUUACUGAACACAUAUUGGGGUGUGUUUUGGCAGUAACUCUUAUAGUUUUCAGUACAUUAUUUUAUUUUUUUUACAUUUGGCAUAUAGUUGUGGUAAAAUGGUUGCAUGAAAAGAGUCAAAGUACCGCACAUUUAUUACCUUAGGUUGUCUUCUUUUUAAAAAAAAUAUAUAUACAUGUGAAGGGUUAUUCAGGGAUUCCUGACAGAUAUCAGUGUUACAAUGUAACUUUCAUUUUGAAAAAAAAAAGGCUUGGAAAUAGCAAAGUGCUACUUGUAAUUAUUGCCCUAUAACUUUCCAAAAAAGCUAAGAACAUGUUAACAUUGGGUAUUUCUAAACUUAGGACAAAAUGUAGAAACUAUUUAGCAUGUUUUUUUUUGGCGGUUGUAGAUGUAGAUUUUGGAGCUCAAAGUUAGAAAAAGUGUGUAUUUUAAAAAUAUUUUUAUAGUAAAUUAUAUGAUAUGAUGAAAAUAAUGGUAUCUUUAGAAAGACAAUUUAAUGGCGAGAUAAACGGUAUAUAAUAAAUGACAGCCCUGGUCCUUAACAGUAAGAAACUUGAAAAAUGGUCUGAUCACUAAGGGGUUAAACAAGAAAGAGUUGUAUUUACAGCCAGGCCCGGACUGGCCAUCGGGAAAACCGGGCAGAUGCCCGGUUGGCCGCGAUGGCCACGGGCCGAGGCCGGGGAGAUCCAGCUGGUCUAUGCAGGGCCGGCGCUAUCCGAUGGGGCGUGCUUGUCAAUGGGGAUAACAAAACACACCCUAUCUGGCCCCGCCCCCUUUUCAGGUGGCCGCUGUGAAUAAAAAAUGCCCGGGCCAAUUUUUUCCCCCAGUCCGGCCCUGUUUACAGCGUUAUUUGCUCACAUUUUCUAAGGGUGCCAAUAUUAGUGGAGUGCAUUGUACCUAGUUGAGGUUGUCAUGUACUGCGAUUAGAUUUCACAUAGAUAAAGAAUGCAAAACUUUAGAAUCAUGAGAAUCAAUUUGGGUCAUUUUUUAAAUGAUUUAAUAUAACUUUUCAAAGGAUUUAAUAUUUUUUUUAAAAAGGUCUUAAUAUUUUCACAAUUUUAACAGUUUAUCCAGAAAUAUGAAUUCAUUUGAAAAGUGUAUCCAAAAAUUAUAAAUCAAGGUCAUUGUUUGAGUAAUGGAUUUAUUAAUUGUCCAUCAUUAUCAUUAUCCAGACUAGAUUUUUUUUGUGGAUAAAGCUUUGCUUACUACAGUGAUUGUUUGAAUAACAAAAACAGACUUCCUGCUGACAGUUUCUGUUUAUUGUGGAUCUCUGAAUAUUUGAUAUUCUUACAAUCCCAUCUUUUUCUUGGUGAUAAUUUGUAACAUGUCCUCGAGGCUCUACCAAUGUGAUCAAGGGAUUGUUUAUAUUUUGGUUAUUGUCACAAAUAACUCUGAACUGGCAAUGUCCAUUUUUACUCCUCUUACAAACCUUUCUGGACAUAUUUUAUAAACAUAACAAAAAAAGUGUUUGUUUUUGUUUUCUCACAAUAUAUUAAAUAGGAGGAGAAUGAUACUAAUUAUUAAAUUUUUCACUUUUUUGCAGAAAAUGUCCUUAGUAACCAACUGUAACUAAUCAGAUCGGUAGUAUAAAACCUUCUCUUGACUUCUGUGAAUUUUAAGUGAUUUUAAUAUUUUAGACCAAAAAGGCCGAACUGAUGACCAAAAAUGACUUUAUCCAUUACAGCUUUUUUUGUCUGAAAUGUUGCAUUUAUUGCGAAUUUACUUUAAAUUCUUGAUAAUUCACACUGGUGGCAAAUCCUGUUAAUUAUAUUCAGUAACAUAUUUAUCAAUGUUUCUAGUCCAUCUUCCAGUGAAAUCUAAUGGUGUGAUGAUAAUAAUUUCAACAUAAUGGCAAAUGGUGUCACGAGGGAGGUUGACGGUUUGCAUUUGUUCAUGUAUUGAGAAAAGCAUAUGUUGUGCAGGUAACAGACAAUAUGUAUUUUUAUUGUGUUUAAAUCCUUUUAUUAUAGCACAAAUACCGACAGCAGCCACAUACGUUCAAGCACACGACUGUUACAGAUUCCCUGGACCUUCUCCAUGCAAAAUUCAGUAACAAGAUAACCAACGAGGUGAGAUAUUUGUGGGACUGUGUGACAAGUCGUGGCCAAACUGGGCUUCUCCACAUGACGUGUGGAGUGUUGGUUAAUGACCAUUCAUUUUCAAAUGAAUUGAGAUUUGUCUGAAAUCCCGAACUCCAAAACACUAUAUGGACGAAUCAUGAAACAAACGAAGCAGGACGAAGGAUGAAGCUGUUUAAAUUGGUUAAUGAUUCAGACUUUGGUCCGUGGUGCCAAAUAAAAUACCAUGGACUGUGAGAAGGGGCUGCUGGUUGCUUUAGACUGAUGUUUGCCACUGCUGGGAUUUCAUUGGCCAUAUAUGGUGGACGAGGACAAUGACAACUAUAGACCAGUAAUGGUUAGUCCUGCCAUCUUUAUGAAAGAGGUUGCUGUUGGCAAACAUCAGACAUUUUCCCAAUUUUUAAAAGUUUCUCUAGUCUGGAAGGAACGUGAACUAGGUUUUGACAAAUUGUUGUCUGAGGUUUAUGCAAGUUACUGUAUAGUUUAGUAAAAGUUCCAUACAUUUCUAGAAUUCUAUGGUAUUCCUAACCUCAAAACAGUUACCAGUAACUCAACAUUUAAUUGUCUUUUUGACUAGCGUUUGUACAAAGCUGCGGCAGAAGAGUCCCUUCACCAUUACACCACUAUUCUUGGACUGCCGGAACAUAUCAGAGCCAAAUUAAAUGCAGUGAACUUCAGUGAUGUGAGUGUCCCAUAUAUGUCUACACGUAGCAAUCGCAAUAAUGCUUAAUUAUUUACAUGAUUUUUUACAUGAUUUUUGCAGAUUAAAUAUAGGGAGUCUUGGCUGAACGCACGUGCUCAGGGUCACAAGCUGACUAUGGAAGCCAUGCAAUUUCAAGCCGCUAAGUCUUCUGGGAACAUUGCCAGCGAUGUGAGUAUUAUAUGGGUAAAAACAAAUUCUCUAAGUCCGUUAUUCAUCGAGUAUAAUUUAAUUGUCCUUGAAUUUGAAUUCUCACUUUGGUGAAUAUCCCUGCAAACAAUUGUCUACAUUGAACAAGAUUGCUGAAAUUCCUGCAGGAAUUGCUAUUUACCAUUUACUCCCGAGUGCUCUGGGUACUGGAUAAGAGCUGUGUCUGUUUGCUGUGUGUCCCACCUAUUAUGGUGGCCCAAACCACCCUUGUAUCGGCCCACGCUACUGAUUGUUUGGUUAUCCUAGGUCGACACAGUGCAGUAUAAAUACAUCUUUAUAGAGAGCAUAUGUUGUGUAAAUAUAAACACCUGACAUGUUCCACCACAAGCAUGUACCUCACUCCUCGACUCUUCGUUGUGUAUUAAUUUGUGGAUAAAUGUAGAAUAAUAUGGAUUAUGGUUGAGUUGUGUCGGCCACGUGUUUGUGUGACCGUUUCUUUUUUUAUAUCCAGUGCAAAUACAAACACAACUAUCUAUCGGAGAAAGGGAAGCACAUUGGGGCCAGGAGUAUUUUAGAUGACCCGAAGAUGCUGCACUGUCUGCGCAUGGCCAAGUUACAGAGUGAGCAGCAGUACAGAAAGGAAUCCCACCACCUUCACUCUCAUUAUCACCUGCCGAUGGACAUGGUCAAUCUAGUCCAUGCUAAGAGGGCCCAAGCGCUAGCCAGCGACCAAGACUACAAAAUAAAGCUGCACGAGUACACUGCGGAGCCCGAGGAUGUGAAACUGCUGUGCGCCAAGAGAGCUCAUCUGCUGCAGAGUGAGGUGGGUGAAUGAUGAUGAAUGGGGUUAUAUUUAAAGAACACUGCGCCAAAGUUCCACACAUGCAACAAAUAGUGCAUUGGUUUCCAUGGUGACUGCUUCACUUUUCAGCCCUUAAUCCAGAAGCGCUCUUCUCCACUGGAAAUGGAAGUGCUACCAGGAACACGCAGAUUUGAUUAUAAUGAGAUCCCCAUGUGGUAUAAAUUCAUACUUUACAGAAAAGUGAAAAAUCCUAUUUUAGAGGUAAAAUAUGGAGAUUGAGGUAUAUAUCAGGAUCAUGCUGACAUCAAUUAGUAGAAUCUCUGCAAUAAAACCUGACGCAGAUAAUGUUUAUAAAAAUCCAAAAAGCCCUGGUUUAAUUUGUCCCACAGCAUUCACUCACACUGCACUUAUUGGGGAACCUCACUUUUAUUGGGGAACCUCACUUCUAGGGGCACCAGAGAGCAAACCCAAUCACAAGGUGGGGUGGUGGACUGAGCGUAUAGCAAUAUUAGCAAAUCAUCCGAUAGGGACCAUGAGUGGUUCUGGGUUUCAAUAUUCCCGUUCAAUCUAAUCUAAAUCUUAUUAUUCUCUGUACUAGUAACUAAUUCACUUUUAUAAAGAGUAUUAUUGGUUGGUAAUUGCUAAAAGCAGCUGUAACGUUACAAUCCCGCCUGUUGUAUAUUGUUACCGUCGGAUGUUACUAUUAUUGAAGGAAAUGAGGUCACAUGACAGUUUGUAUGUUCCUUUACGUGAAAUAAAGACAGAACGAUCAGAAUUCUUAUUAUUAAUUAAGAACCUUCAAAAUAAUAAAACAAAAAGAAUUCUUGAUGCCCGGCAGAAACAAGGCCGUCUUGUACUGUGAUUCAUGUUAAUUCACCAGAGGAGCUGCUCUCAUAUCAGACACGAUGCAUUAUUCACCGUCGUGUACUGCCAACAAAUGCAAACACUUCCACUUGACAGCUUGAUGUGCAUAGAAAAUGAAUAAGAUUGAAUUCAAUUAUUAAUUCAGAUCAAAGAGACUCUUUAUAGCUCUAAUCAUCUUAGAUUGAAAUCUAUAAUGCAGAAAGUGCAUAUCACACGCUUUAAAUAUGGUUGAAAACUGUAGCGUGUGGCGUGUUUUUCAUUGUACUGAGAGCCUGACCCUUACAUCCACUGAGGGCGGCUUCAAUAAAGAUAAAUUAGGAAAGGGAAACGAACAAAAACAGAAAUUAACUUAGAACUUGUAUUUACUUCCUUUUUACCUCGUUUUUAUGUUUUCAUCAUAUUUAAAUGGAUCUGUCUGCCUGUUUAAUAAUAUAUCUAAUGUCUCGAAUCUUUGUAACCUAUCUAGUCUGUCUGUCUCUAUGUCUGACUAUAUGUCUGUCUAUCAAUCUAUUAAUGUAUUCAUCUAAAUAUCCAUCUAAUCUCUCAAAUCUUUGCAAUCUAUCUAGUCUGUCUGUCUGACUGUCUAUACGUCUAUCGAUCUAUUAAUGUAUUCACCUUACCUUCCAUCUAAUGUCUUUGCAAAUAAAUCUAUCACACAGACAGCUGCUUAAACCUCCAUUCAAGUUAGGAAAAGUCUGACCCUGACAUGCAGGAUACUUAGAACAGUCGCCUAUUACCAGACAUUAGAGGCGGUUGCUGGACGCCAUACCUAGAUUCAGGUAAAGAGUAAACCAGAAUGAGCCAAGGUCUUAGGGAUCCAUAAAAAUUAUAGAACAAGCUCAAGGGAUAAGGGAAAACGAGUACUAGCAGGGUCACAAUACCAAAAGACAAAAAGUACACGAUGACUCGCUCUGAGGUACACAAAGGUAACCACCACAAGACCACAAUCUGUGGUGAGAGUUAAAAAGACCUCAUCAGCCAGUGUCUUUCCUGCAAAAAUGAAAUGAGCAGGUAUGGAGUCACUUGGAUGAAGCACAUGUCCAACAUCAGUCAUGAUGCCACAAAGCAGGGGACACAAAGCAGGGACAUCAGGAGAUAUCAUGAGAAUCAACAGUCAGUGUCUGCAUUUUUCCAAAGUUACCUAAAUUAGCGGAUUUCUGAGGAAAACUGUACUAUUACACUGCAUCACAAUGAACACCGUAGUAUUCAUCUGUAACCCCUAGGAGGCAGACUAAUAGUUCUCAAGGCAGAGCGAUGGUCUAGCGUUUUGCCACUAACUACAUUGGCGCAGAACUGAGAAAUAUCUAUAUCCUGACCUGUUGAUAUACCUUGAGGACGAGCUAAGGAUCCCUGUGGUCUAACACACACACACAGGGUCAUUCCAUAAAAUAUGAAAUGUCAGGAUUGAAAGUGAAUUUCAAAUUUUAGGUCAAAGUAUGUAAACUGAAGACGUGCCUGAAAGUUCAAUUGCUACUUCAACUAACAACUCUUACACGUAUACAACGUGUGUGUGUAUGAUGGUGUAUGUAUACGUUUAUAAAUGUAUAUACUGUUUUGGACUACAAUGAGAUGUAUUUUUUAUCCAUUCAUGUUCCCAGUAAAUAUGUCACUGAAGGUUGUUUUGCUGUCAUUUGAAGAUGAAUAUUCAUCCCCCUUCGCGUUUCAUUUUCUCUAGAGUAUAGAGCAGAUUCUAGGCUCUCUAUUAUUAAACAAUACUGAUUGUCUUACCUGUAAGAACAGAUUUAUCACUUGUUUGAUGGAUUCUCCACAGGGAGCUGUAAAAAUACAAAGCUGUGAUUAAUUAUCAAUAAAGAUUUUUUUCUCUUUCACAGUCACGGUACAAAUCGGACUUAAACUUCAUGAGGGGAGUGGGCUGGCAGGCAGCUGGAUCCCCUCACAUCGAAAGCGUGAAGAAGGCUGGCGAGCUUAUUAGCGAGGUAUUUCUGUAGAGGAUAUAAACGUGUGGCAUAUCGUCAUUGUGUCACUUGAUGUGAACUCUGACCCCAAGCAGCAGUUUAAAGUCAAACUAAUAUUAAAAAUACAUGUAGAUUUAUUGUAGCAGGUGUUGGGGAGCCAUUCGGUUUAAGAGAUGGUGAGGUUUAUUUAUGGUGUUGGGGGCCAUUCGGUUUAGGAGAUCGUGAGGUUUAUUUAUGGUGUUAGGAAGCCAUUCGGUUUAAGAAAUGAUGAGGUUUAUUUAUGGUGUUGGGGAACCAUUUGGUUUAGGAGGUGGUAAGGUUUAUUUAUGGUGUUGGAGAGCCUUUUGGUUUAGGAGGUGGUAAGGUUUAUUUAUGGUGUUGGAGAGCCAUUCGGUUUAGGAGAUGGUGAGGUUUAUUUAUGGUGUUGGAGAGCCAUUCGGUUUAGGAGAUGGUGAGGUUUAUUUAUGGUGUUGGGGGCCAUUCGGUUUAGGAGAUGGAUGAGAUUUAUUUAUGGGGUUAGGGAGCCAUUUGGUUUAGGAGGUGGUGAGGUUUAUUAAUGGUGUUGGAAAGCCAUUUGGUUUAGGAGAUGGUGAGGUUUAUUUAUGGUGUUGGGGGGCCAUUCGGUUUAUGAGAUGGUGAGGUUUAUUUAUGGUGUUGGGGGGCCAUUCGGUUUAGGAGAUGGUGAGGUUUAUUUAUGGUGUUGGGAAGCCAUUUGUUUUAGGAGAUGGUAAGGUUUAUUUAUGGUGUUGGGGAACCAUUUGGUUUAGGGGGUGGUAAGGUUUAUUUAUGGUGUUGGGGGGCAAUUCGGUUUAGGAAAUGGUGAGGUUUAUUUAUGAUGUUGGGAAGCUAUUUGGUUUAGGAGAUGGUGAGGUUUAUUUAUGAUGUUGGGAAGCUAUUUGGUUUAGGAGAUGGUGAGGUUUAUUUAUGGUGUUCGGAAGCCAUUUGGUUUAGGAGAUGGUGAGGUUUAUUUAUGGUGUUGGGAAGCUAUUUGGUUUAGGAGAUGGUGAGGUUUAUUUAUGGUGUUGGGGAGCCAUUUGGUUUUGGAGAUGGUGAGGUUUAUUUAUGGUGUUGGGAAGCUAUUUGGUUUAGGAGAUGGUGAGGUUUAUUUAUGGUGUUCGGAAGCCAUUUGGUUUAAGAGAUGGUGAGGUUUAUUUAUGGUGUUCGGAAGCCAUUUGGUUUAAGAGAUGGUGAGGUUUAUUUAUGGUGUUCGGAAGCCAUUUGGUUUAAGAGAUGGUGAGGUUUAUUUAUGGUGUUGGGAAGCCAUUUGGUUUAGGAGAUGGUGAGGUUUAUUUAUGGUGUUUGGGUGGCCAUUCGGUUUAGUAGGUGGUGAGGUUUAUUUAUGGUGUUGGGGGGCCAUUCGGUUUAGUAGGUGGUGAGGUUUAUUUAUGGUGUUGGGAAGCCAUUUGGUUUAGGAGAUGGUGAGGUUUAUUUAUGGUGUUGGGUGGCCAUUUGGUUUAGGAGAUGGUGAGGUUUAUUUAUGGUGUUGGGAAGCUAUUUGGUUUAGGAGAUGGUGAGGUUUAUUUAUGGUUGUUGUAUAGUUCCAUCCAUCUCCUCUGCAAUCAGUGUGUAAGUUAAGGAUAACUGGAAAUAAUAAAAGGAAAUAAUUAACAUGUAGCUGCUCUGUAAAUGGGACAAAACCUGUCUACGUUGGGAAGAGCUAUUACAAUACUUGUAUUUUCACUGUUUUCUUAUAUUGCAUGGAAAGUUAACUGUUGGAACCACUGUACUAUUCCAUGGGAAAAUAAAAUAGAAAUAAAAAAAACAUAGAAGAAAGUAAAAGGCCCAUCACAUCAACACAAUUAAUUUGGAAAUAUUAUAUGUCCCUGUCCCAAAGGGCUUACGAUCUAGACCUAUGCUCUACUGUGCGCUUUUAAGUUGAUUCAGCAUGCAGUUUAUGGAUCUGUGUCUUCCAUUGUCUGUUUGCUAAAGAUAAUGUGUUUGAAUUAUUAUAUUCCAAACAGAUAGCAGGAUAAAUACAGAAAAUAUAACAUAUAUGACUGUGGACUGUAGAAGCCGAAUGUCUCAAAUAUUGUUGUGUGUCCUUGUUCUGUCUUGCUUUAUAAAGUGUUGGGUGUGUUGCAAAGUGUUUUGUGAUCCAUCAAUGCCAGAGAAUUAGGGUAAAUCUAAUAAAACAGGCUUGAUAAUAAAAUGACGAAUAUCUGAGUUUAAUGUGAUUUUAUUAUAUGUGUAGACCAAAUAUCGUCAGAAUCCUGGCUCAAUGACUUUCACCACAGUGGUAGAUUCUCCAGAUCUCCUCCACGCAAAGAACAGCUACCUCCAGUGCAAUGAGGUAAGAAAAAGAUCAUUCACAUUAGCUAGAUUAUUUUACCCAUAACAUUUAACCCAUCCUGUAGAGCCUGGACACCCGAGGAGUUGGUCCUCUGAGCAGCCAGGCUCCAUACAAUAACAGUGUUGGCUGGUCAUUUUUCAUGUGUCUUGUGUGUAAAAGCAAUUAACUAUUACAAUUAUUUAUAGCACCAACAUAUUCCGUUGCCCCGUACAUAAAAAACAAGACAAACAUUUAAUUCUAACAAAGUGUGUUACAGCAUUGCGUGUCCAACCUUUUGGCUUCCCUGGGCCGCAAUGAAGAAGAAUUUACUUGGUCCACCCUUCAGAUAUAUAAUAUAGUUUAUUUAAAUAAGUAAUAAAACAUUAAAGCCCUUUUAGUAUAUUUGUAUCUUUGUAUAAUUUGUAUAUUUCAAUUGUUCUCCCUGGUGGCCAGUGGUUGCUGCUAUGAUGGGAUCGCUGUGCUCUUCCUGCACAGGUUCUUUGCGUGCCUACUACUACAACAUUUCAAAUAAACUACGCACUACCGAUUCUUGUUCUUGGCCUGGUCCUCUUGUCCUAUGAGAUAAUUCUGUUAACAUCAAUCAGCAAUUAUUUUGGUCAGUUGAUGUGUGACCCCUUCCUCUAAUUACAUAUUUCCUGUAAAAAAAAAAAAAAAACACCUGGCCAUUGCACAUUAUAUGUGGCACUUUUUAAAAGACACGUUAAGAUUCCGUAGUUUCCUAGUUCAGAAAAUGCUCCGUCUAUGUGUUUAGUUGUGACAUGUUGUACGGAAGUGCUGGCUUUGCUGAAGUCCAUCCAUAGACGUUCUGUUUUCUGUCUGUCUAUUUGCAGAGAUUGUACAAAUUGGGAGACUCCGAUGCAAUUCACAGGUCGUCAUUGCCUCCUGAUCACCCAGACUUUAUAAGAGCUCGCAUCAAUGCAUCUCAGAUAAGUGACGUACGUGGAAUUAACCAUUUCUGUAGUGCUAUUCGUGAUAGAUGUGACAAGUCAGUUUCUCUUCUUCUUUUGCUACUGUCUGGGACCUUGAUUUAAGCUUAGCUCAUACCAUGGAUAAUAAUCUGGUAAUUAACACGCGAGGUAGCACUGCAGUAGAAACCAUGGUUGGCUGCUGGCACUGUUAUGCAUGAUGUGGUUGCUGGCUAUUAAAUACAUGUUGUGGUUGGUUGGUGGCUAUGUUAUACAUGUUGUGGUUGGUUGGUGGCAAUGGUAUACAUUGUAACGGAUCACCUGGCACCCCGACUGGGUACCUCCGUUGAAGGAUGCUCCUAGCGUUUCCUGAGGACUCCAAGCACUCUGGCAGACACCACAAUCACCGAACCAGAGAAGCGUAUACCUUCUCUCAAGCAUAUGAAUGCUAUAAACAGCUGAAUAGGCAGGGGUUUAGACUCCUAGCAGUCAAACUGGACCAGCAUACAAUAAAUCCUUCCCCAAUAAUGAGAUGACACUUCACUUUGAGGGUUAAGCAGGAACUCCACUGUAAUGGCCACACACUGGCUUUUAUGCAAGUCCCCAUGCAAGGGGACAUCCCACAGGGUGGGACACAGUACAACCAAUCAUUUACAGGAGAACCGUAAAACACACCCAGCACAAACAUACAUCCCUCCCCUCUGCCUGUGAUAUAAUUACUGAACACAAUGGGUUAAUGUAAUUUAUCACAGGCAGGAAAAAUACGCUUUUUAUACAUACACUGUAACUUUAAAAAUAUGCACCAUAUUCACAUAAAACAUACAUAUUCAGAAUCAGCAUACUUUAAAUAUAUACACCAACAUUCAGCCAAUUCCAUCUAGGGGUUAAAAAGUUAAGGGAAAGUCCUAUUUGACAAAAUGAAGCAUGGCUUUUCUGCCUAAAACCAGUUCCACAGAGUCUUCUAUCCUGGAGAUAAUUGGGAAGUAAUCCAAUUAUCUCCAAGGACAGAGGCAAAACUCCAUUAGCCACAUGGCAGACAAAGGAGAAUAAAAGACAUAAAAAUACAUACUGUUACAUUUAUCACAUAGAACAUACACAUUCUACCUAUCCCCAGAUAGCUUAGAUCUGAGCGCACAUUAUUACCGGAUGGUGCUCAGAUCACAUACAUACCGUUCAAUCGCCAUGGAGCCAAAGUCUUUCAUACAGUCUUUCAGUAUACGGCUGGGCUCCAUGGCAUAGCUAUCUGGGGUAGCAUGGCUUUAACAGUCCGCAGAAAGGCACGAAUAAACCUUUCUGCAGGGAAAAUAAAAGAUUAAAAUGCAGGACCAUAGUUUAAAGGGAGCAGGUGAGCAACCAGGCCUCUCCAGUGGACAGUGGCGAGGUUGGUUCCGCCACAUACAUCAUCACUGCUUUCCUACAAUUUCUGUUCUAAUGGUAUUCACAUUGUGGUUGGUGGCAAUGUUAUACACCCAGAUCUUCUCCUGAUCUUCUCCAAUUCUAGAAAGCUUACAGAACGUUGUGGGAACAGUCCCGGGCGGCUGGCUAUGACCUGAGAUUGGAUGCCAUCCCGUUCCAGACUGCCAAGGCUUCCAGAGAGAUUGCUAGUGAUGUAAGUUUGUAUAUCCUUGAUGAAUGUGUGUAACUUUAAUUCCAAACUUGAAAUAUUUGAGCAAUGUUUGACCAUAUGAACGUAUGUCUAAAACUUGGGCAACACAUGCUCCGUUUGUUUCUGAAACAUGGCUAAAGCUAACUGUAUUUCUGCAAUAUUGGGUAUAUUUUCCAUCAUUUGUUUCCUCCUUUCCACUGGGGAAUGAAAGCAGGAUCAACCCAGGAACUAAACCAGAGAAAAACAGUGAAAACUAUUACAUCAUUCAAGUUCUUCUGUGUUAACCCAGUUGCGAAGCUGCCAAUGGACACCACGGGGCUCUUGCUGCAGGGUGACCUUAUUGAGUUUAAAGAAAUGAUGUAAACUCAAUACAAAGAGAUCAUCCCUUAAACAUCCACAUCUUUUGCAUCUAAUCCCCACAACAGCUGCAGUUUCUCUUGAUUUUUUUGACUACAUUUGCUAAUGGCCCUCAACUCUAGGGAAUCUAUAAAGCAUGCUUCCAACUCAAUUGAUUGAGAACUCAAUGUACAUUGCUAAACGAUACAAGUAAGGCCAGUAAGGUUUGUCAUGUAUAAAUAGGGGCAGAAAUUCUCGGGAUGAAAAUAUAAUUUUGCCUCUAUAAAUCGCUGGUAAGACCACACCUGGAGAAAGUGCAGAGACAAGCUACAAAAUUGCCUUUUUUUGGAUCAGCAGCGAAACCAUUUUAGUUAUGAAAAAAGGUUAAAAAAUGUAAAUCUCUUUAGUUUGGAAAAACGGCGCCUGAGAGGGGAUAUGAUAACAUUAUACAAAUAUAUUCGGGGCCAGUACAAACCAUUAUCUGGAAAUCUAUUCAUAAACAGGGCUAUACAUAGGACACAAGGUCACACAUUUAGGCUGGAAGAAAGGAGAUUUCAUCUAAGGCAAAGAAAAGGUUUUUUUGGUUUUGUUUUUUACCAUAAGAGUAAUAAGGAUAUGGAAUUCUCUGCCUGAAGAGGUGGUUUUGUCAGAGUCCAUACAGAUGUUUAAACUGCAAUUGGAUAAAUACUUACAAAAACAUAACAUACAGGGAUAUAAUUUCUAAUUAGUGGGGUAAUAGCUGCUUGAUCCAAGGAGACAUCUGACUGCUAUUUUGGGGUCAAGAAGGAUUUUUUUCCUAGUUUGUUGCAAAAUUGGAAGCGCAUCAGACUAGGUUUUUUGCCUUCUUUUGGAUCAAAAGCAAAAACAUAUGUGAGGAAGGCUGAACUUGAUGGAUGCCUGAAGUCUCUUUUCAACUAUGUAACUAUGUAACUAUGUAACAAGAUUUCUGUACUUUUCAAGAGGAAGGGAUAACACACAACAGUGGAGAAAUUGUGCCAGUGAGUUUUGCAGUUUUUGUUUCUGCUUGAUAUUUUUUGUCACUAUCAUUACCUACCCUGGGUGAGGCUCUUCACAACUUAACUCAUUGAUCUCAUUCAUUUUAUAGAUUCCCAUCAUUUUCUUGGCUUUCAUUUUCCUCUUUCUUUAUUUGAAUUUUCCAUGGAUGUAGUCAAGUCAGUUGUCUUAUUAUUCCUUUCUCUUUUUUAGUUCCGCUACAAAGAAGCCUUUGUUAAGGAUAAGGGUCAUCAGAUUGGAUUCCGCAGCAUUUCUGAUGACCUUAAGGCCAUGCACGCUAUGAGGGUCAGCAAAAUGCAGAGUGACAAAGAAUACAAAAGACUUUCUGAACAGGGCAGAGCAAACGUCAGGACCCACCUUGACCAACCCAGGUUCGUCCAGGCCAAAAAGAGUCAACAGCAAGCCAGUAAUGUCAACUAUCGUCAGCACCUUCACCAGUACACAUGUGACCCUCAACAACUCAAUCUGAAGCAUGCCAAACAAGCGCACAGUCUGCAGAGCGAUGUGAGUAUACACAAUGUAACGAGACAUUAAACAAUGUCACUGCAUGCCACUUCCUAAUGACUUCUCAAUUAACUAAUUAUUCAAAGGUUGAGCUUAGAUCAACCAGCUUAAAAGCACAGGUGCCACAUCAUUCCAUAUAAGACAAAAAUGGUGUGUGAAACAUGAACGGUAUAGUGGAGAGCAAGCUUGCAAAUAAUUUAUCACGGAACCAUUCCCCACGUGCCACAUAAAUUGAUGGUAGAUGGUUCUCUUUGCAAGUCUUGGUUAUUGGUAAUUAAGUCACACAAAUUUACCAACGCGCUCUUUAUAAUCAGUUUCCCGUUUUUUUUUAUUUCAAAUUGAUCAAAAAUACACAUGGUCUGUGUAUUUUGUAUCAAUUUCUGCUCAGCUCGAGUUCUUUUUCAUAUCAGAUCUUCAUUUCAGAUAUUCUUUUGUGAUCAUUAAAGUCAGCAGGACUGACAGAGCACCCAAAGGCCUUAUUAGUACAGACGUCUCUUGUCAACCACUAAAAUAUGAUUUAGCCAAAAUGAGCUAGAUCAUGGCUAGUACUGGUCAGUAAGUAUUCAGCUGGCCACCCUGCCCCUAUUUUGGAGUGUUUCUAAUUCUAGUGCCCUAAGAGUGGCAAACGAUUAGUCUCAUUAUUGAAUAUCUGGUAAUGACUGAUGGCAGUUAAUUAGAACAGGUGCAAUUUCAUGUCUGAGUGACCUAAUGGAAGGCUAAUAAAUGAAUAUCUGCAGCCUACUUAUCUUUCCAUAGUUAUCUUAUUAUCAGGUCAGAGAAUAGACCUCCAAGGUCUUUGUCAAGCUUGACAAAGACCGUGUAGGUCGAAACGUUGUGUGAAAUUGGGCUCCAAUAAAUUGCAGUUUCUGAACCUUGGAGUGCCUAAACCUUUUUGUACUUUCUACAUACUGUUAUUGGGACGUGGUGCUGAGUCACGGUUUGGUUGCACCCUGGCUCAGAGUGAUGGGAUAGAGUGCAGUUCCAUAUUGUUUCUUGAAGAGAAUAGACCCCUGACCCAAUAACUAUUUGUAUCCAUUAUUAUUAUCCAUUAUAGCGACCAGAAUGUGAUGCCCCUUGUCUUAUCUUUUACUCCAGGUGAAAUACAAAUCAGAUCUGAACUGGAUGAAGGGCAUUGGUUGGACCCCACCUGGCUACUACAAGGUGGAACUGGCACGUAGGGCAGCGGAAUUGGCAAACACAGAAGAAGAGCCAGAUUUUAGCGAGGAAUCUGAACAUUUCAUAGUAUGUAUUAUGUGACUUGGAUAGCGGAUGUUCUAGGUCUGUCUACGUCUUGUUGUCUACGUAUCAGGGUGAGCUAUAGGGGUGGAUUUACUUUAUCUGCAACUUCCACGGAUUCUCUUUAAAGUCGCCCACCCAACUAGUUUGUUAACAGUGUGCAUGUCCAUAAUGGGAUCUCACCCUGUCAAUCAGCCACUCACCCAGUCACAAACCGCACAAGUCACUUUCAGCCACACACCCAGUCACAUUCAUUUAGCCACACACCCGUGUUGCAUACACACACACUCACGCUCAGCCACACAUCAAGUCAGAUUCAUUUAGCCACACACCAUGUUGCAUACACACACACAGUCACACUCAGCCACACACCCAGUCACAUUCAUUUAGCCACACACCCAGUCGCUGUGCUCUUCCUGCACAGGUUCUUUGCGCGCCUACUACUACAACAUUUCAAAUAAACUGCGCACUACCGAUUCUUGUUCUUGGCCUGGUCCUCUUGUCCUAUGAGAUAAUUCUGUUAACAUCAAUCAGCAAUUAUUUUGGUCAGUUGAUGUGUGACCUCCUCUAAUUACAUAUUUCCUGUAGAAAAAAAAAAACACCUGGCCAUUGCACAUUACAUGUGGCACUUUUUAAAAGACACGUUAAGAUUCCGUAGUUUCCUAGUUCAGAAAAUGCUCCGUCUAUGUGUUUAGUUGUGACAUGUUGUACGGAAGUGCUGGCUUUGCUGAAGUCCAUCCAUAGACGUUCUGUUUCUAUCUGUCUAUUUGCAGAGAUUGUACAAGUUGGGAGACCUCAGUAGCACACCCAGUCACAUACCUCGAUACAGUCACACUCAGUAACACACCCAGUCACAUACCUCGAUACAGUCACACUCAGUAACACACCCAGUCACAUACCUCGAUACAGUCACACUCAGUAGCACACCCAGUCACAUACCUCGAUACAGUCACACUCAGUAGCACACCCAGUCACAUACCUCGAUACAGUCACACUCAGUAGCACACCCAGUCACAUACCUCCUUACAGUUACACUCAGUAACACACCCAGUCACAUACCUCGAUACAGUCACACUCAGUAACACACCCAGUCACAUACCUCGAUACAGUCACACUCAGUAGCACACCCAGUCACAUACCUCGAUACAGUCACACUCAGUAGCACACCCAGUCACAUACCUUGAUACAGUCACACUCAGUAGCACACCCAGUCACAUACCCAGUCACAUACCUCAAUACAGUCACACUCAGUAGCACAUCCAGUCACAUACCUCGAUACAGUCACACUCAGUAACACACCCAGUCACAUACCUCGAUACAGUCACACUCAGUAACACACCCAGUCACAUACCUCGAUACAGUCACACUCAGUAACACACCCAGUCACAUACCUCCUUACAGUCACACUCAGUAACACACCCAGUCACAUACCUCGAUACAGUCACACUCAGUAACACACCCAGUCACAUACCUCGAUACAGUCACACUCAGUAACACACCCAGUCACAUACAUCCUUACAGUCACAUACCCCCUUUUUGUUACAUACAAGCACGCACCUAGUCACAUUCACGCCACCCACUGACUUGCAUAGAUUUACCAAACAAUGAAGACAAUUUCACCUACCAGCCCACCAACUGUUAUGCACAAUCUCACAGACACAGUUCAUAUAAUCUGUCUGGGUUUAGUGUAUUUUGAGCCCAGACUGUGCAAUAUGUUAAACAUAUUGAUUGAUUUUUUUUUUCUCUCCAAGAACCAGAGGGCGUCUGACUCUUUACAGCAGAGCGGGGUGAAUCUGGAUGCUUCAGAGAUCCUGCAAGUCAAACGGAAGAAAAUGCUACCUGUGAGGAAAUAAAUGUGGGCGGCACCAGUGCAAUAAAUAUUUCUAAUCAAUGAAAACCGUAUUAAAAGUUACAACAUAUUGCUUUAACCCUUUACUGGAUGUGACAUAUAACACGAAUAUAGACAAUGCGCGAUUUAACCCUUUACUGGAUGUGACAUUUAACACGAAUAUUGACAAUACGCGAUUUAACUCUUUACUGGAUGUGACAUAGAACACGAAUAGUAACAUAUAACACGAAGAUUGACAAUAAGGGAUUUAACCCUUUACUGGAUGUGACAUAUAACACGAAUAUCGACAAUAUGCCAUUUAACCCUUUACUGGAUGUGACAUAUAACACGAAUAUCGACAAUAUGCCAUUUAACCCUUUACUGGAUGUGACAUAUAACACGAAUAUCAACAAUAUGCCAUUUAACCCUUUACUGGAUGUGACAUAUAACAUGAAUAUUGACAAUACGCGAUUUAACCCUUUACUGGAUGUGUCAUAUAGCACGAAUAUUGACAAUACGUGAUUUAACCGUUUACUGGAUGUGACAUAGAACACGAAUAUUGACAAUACAUGAUUUAACCCUUUACUGGAUGUGACGUAUAACACGAAUAUCAACAAUACGCGAUGUGACAUUUAACACGAAUAUCGACAAUACGCGAUUUAACCCUUUACUGGAUGUGACAUAUAACACGAAUAUUGACAAUACGCGAUUUAACCCUUUACUGGAUGUGUCAUAUAACACGAAUAUCGACAAUACGUGAUUUAACCGUUUACUGGAUGUGACAUAGAACACGAAUAUUGACAAUACAUGAUUUAACCCUUUACUGGAUGUGACGUAUAACACGAAUAUCAACAAUACGCGGUGUGACAUUUAACACGAAUAUCGACAAUACGCGAUUUAACCCUUUACUGGAUGUGAUGUGUUUCAGAGCUAAUGGCUCACUGCAAGCUGAUAGAAUUCUAUUUGUUUACUUGUUAAAUGCAGAUUUCUCUGCACUUUAUUAGCCUCUUCCUUGCAGCCAUGUUUAGAAUAUUCCAGAUCUCCUGCGUCCCAUGCACCAUUAGUUCUGACACUUUUAGCAAAAAUGCUACGUGUCUGCACAGUCUGCUAUUUCUUGCACCUAAAAUGUGUAAUCAGUUUUUCUAAAUAGCAAAUGGAUUUUAGAAAGCUUAAUACAAUGGUUUAAUGUAUCUCUUUAGUAACGUUAUCUGCUCACAAUUAACAUAUUACCAACAGCGCAGUAUGUGGUCCGUUAUAUCCAAAUACGGCCGAAAAUCACAGAAAGACCUUAAUUGUCAGGGUAUUCACUGGUCUCUUUCACUGGAGAUCUUACGGCUUGCGGACAUUCUGUGCGUUAUCUCUUUAUACCUUAUAGUCUGUUGCUGUUCUUUAUGACACACAAUAAUCAAUAGAGAAUCUGCAGCCAAGGCUUUCAUUAAUUAACAUCUCCCCGUAUUUCAAUGGUCACUUAUAUUUAUUGGUGUGCCAGAACGUACGGCAACAUUUACAACAUUUUAAAUAAUGUAAUGACCUACUAGAAGCAAUAAGAAAUGUAAUUUAGUUCAAAAUAGGGACGAUUGGCUCUGCUCCUACAGAGGGACUGAUCCCUAAAAUGAGGGGAGCUUAGGGAGUAUGAUUAUAAUAUAUCUAUGCCAUGGCUUGGAAAAUGAUUAAAUAGCACUUUGUAGAUCAGGUUGUGUAGUUAUCUUGUUUUCUUAUAAAAAAAUAAAUAUAUUAUUAUGCCCCUGUAAUCCGUAUCAGAACAUGAUCAAAUGAUUCUGUCUUUGGGGAUUCAAGCAUAUAUAAUGUUUACUUUAUCUGUUACUUUGUUGUAUAGAGCAUUAACACAGAGAGACUGGCUGGUUCAGUUUUGUACCAGAACAAAUCAUUUAAUUUCUAAACUGUGGAUGUGUUUGUACUGAAUAUAAUAAAUGGAUAUAGAUUUCUGUUGUUUUCUGUUUGUUCAGACCAAAGUCCUUCGUUUACUGAAACCUCAGCGUUAACUUCCCCAUGUUCCUUCUCAUACUAAUCCCUCCAUUCAUUGUACACUCGGUGAUAACUGCCCGACAUUCCUUCACAUACUUAUCCCUCCAUUCAUUGUACACUCAGUGAUAACUGCCCCACAUUCCUUCACAUACUUAUCCCUCCAUUCAUUGUACACUCAGUGAUAACUGCCCGAUAUUCUUUCACAUACUUAUCCCUCCAUUCAUUGUACACUCAGUGAUAACUGCCCGACAUUCCUUCACAUACUAAUCCCUCCAUUC